AUUGCAAUGUGACAACUUAAUCAUGUGACAACAAGCCCCGGUCUCCCCUACUGCCACCUGUAAACUGAUGUCACCUUAAUGAGCAGGUUAAGGGAUGAUUCAUAUCUGUGCUCCUCAUGCUCACACCGGUCAGAGAUAUUUUGGAUCCCUGGUAUUUGGUCCCUAAGUGCCGAUCUCAGAGGUUUCAGAGGCAGAGGCUGUGAUUUCUUGCAGCCUGCAGGUUAAUAUUCUCAUGCAUAUCGAGAAUUAUGGGAAUAAAAAGCUUGCAGACCGCAGCAGAAGGUUCCCAAGAAGCAGUGAAGCUCUUCAGCAUGAAGUAUUUCUGCAAUUCCAGCAGCUGUUACAUCAUUCCUCUGCUCCUCUGCUCCCUCCUCCUAUUUCACACCAUCAUUUGCACUUCAAGAACUCUCUUAUGGAGAAAGAUGUUCUCCUUUCCUGAUUAGCCAGAGGUUAUGCAGACGCGCCGCAGAUCAAACGCCACCACGCUGCUCCCAUUCUGCACGUCCUGAAGAGAGAAAAGCCAGAAAUGGACUUUGACAGCUUGUUGAGGACUGUGACAAAUGAGAGGAAAUGUGACUAACAUCAGGCUGAGAAACUCUGGAAAUACUGGAGAUCAUUACAGCCACAAACCUUUUGAACUGACUGCGCUGAGCUUCUUAGAGUGAAGGUUUCCUCUCUUAUGGAGGCUGUUUUCAGCUGCGGCCUUGCACCGGUCCGGCUCUUCCUGCUGGAUAAUUCUCCAAUAAUGGUCUUGGCUCCAGCUCCUCCAGACAGCACCCAUCCCUCCACGUGUCCUGGAACAAGACCCCUGCAUUUGGCCUCUUAAUGGGGUUGAACUGAAGGACAAACAGCUUUAAAAUCACGUUUCUGCAAAUGCUGCAGAUUUAAAGAAGACAUACCUCCUAAAACGACCCAACAUCCUCUGCUCAGUGGAUUCAUUUCCUUUACGCAGACGUCCUUGUUUCUCUAAAGGAUCUUUGGCGUCUCCUCUCAAGGUUAGCCGUCGAGUUAUUCCUCAAGUUUACUCUGCAUAAUAAAUACAGUUUAAAAAAAGUAAUUACAUAUAAAAUAAAAUAAAAUAAUAAGAAAGGUGUAAUCUGCAUGAUAAAUAAGUAAAAAAUGAAAAUAAAUAAAAUAUAAAAUAAUAAUAAUAAAAUAAUCUGCAUGAUUAAUAAAAUAUAUAAAUAAAUAAUAAUAAAAAAAAGUGUAAUCUGCAUGAUUGAUAAAGUGAAAAAAAUUAUAAUUAAUAGAAAAAUUAUAAUAAAAAAUUUAAAUCUGCAUGCCAGUGAUCAGACAUCAGCAUCACUCUGAAGGGUCGGUUCGGCGUCGUGAGAGGUCCAGCUCCCGCCAGCAUCACCACAGGCAGCUGAUGUUUGUCUCACACUCGUAUUCAGAGCCAAAGAAGGUCUUUUCCUACACAGUUAUAUAACUCUACUGUAUGUUAAAUAACAUACGAGCAGAGAGACGAGGUCUACAGCUCCUCUCAGAUUUGUGAGUCUCUGCAGUGAUUGUGUGUAAACGUGCUCCUCUGAGAUGUUAUUUUUAGCAGAAUGGAUGUCCGCAGGCCUGCUGAGGCCUCCUCUCUCUGAGUUCAACUCCUGCUGUGCAUCGAUCCACGGUCUGAAAUCAGAUUUAGGCCGUACAAUGGUGAGUAUUGAUAUUUAAAAGACCACACAGAAAACACAGAAGAAACUCCUCUUUCCAGAAGCUCUAGAGAUGUCUUUUUUGUGUAGAAACAGAGGCUGCCGUCUCACUUUUCCUCAGCUGGAGUUCCUGAACUUUUACUGCUAUGGCUCCUUUGGAGGAUUAAAAAUGUCCAUGCCCCUCCACGAAACAAAAUAACGACACAAAGGCCACAAACAGCUUAUUAACAAGGUCUCCAUCCAUCAAACCAGUUUGGUCACAUGGGCAUAAAUUAAUUAAUACGGAUCUUUAUCCUCUUAGGAUAGUUAGCAUGAGUCAGCAUUUCUAGUAUAGCGCCAAACCAGUGAUUGACGUCACUCAGACCACAUCCAUGUUCCAUACAGUGUAAUCUGCAUGAUAAAUAAGGUUAAAUAAUAAUAAAAUAAUAACAAUAAUUAUAAUAAAAAAAAUAAAAUGAGAUCUGUAAUCUGCAUAAUAAAUGAAGUAAAAAAUAUUGAAAAAAUAAAUUAAUAAAAAAUGUGUAAUCUGCAUGAUAAAUAAAAUUUAAAAAAUUAAAUAAAUAAAAAAUUUAAAAAAUAACAAUAAAAUAAAAAAGGUGUAAUCUGCAUGAUAAAUAAAAUUUAAAAAAAUUAAAUAAAUAAAAUAUUUAAAAAUAAUAAUAAAAUAAAAAAGGUGUGAUCAGCAUGAUAGAUAAAGUAAAAUAUUUUAAAUAAAUAGGAGAGGAAGAAAUUUAUAAAAAAAAGUGUAAUUUGCAUGAUUAAUGAAGUAAAAAAUAAAAAUAAUAAAAUAAUAACAAUAACAAUAAUAAUAAUGAUAAUAAUAAUAAUAAUAAUAACAAUACUAAUAAUAUUAAUUCAAUAAAAUAAGAUAAUGAAAAAGGUAUAAUCUGCAUGAUAAAUCAAGUUAAAAAAUGUUUUAAAAUAAAUAAAAAAAAUAAGAAUUAUAAAACAGAUGUUAUUUGCAUGUUAAACCAAGUAAAAAUAUAUAAUUAAAUAAUAAUGAUAAUAAUGAUAAUGAUAAUAAAAUAAGAUAAGGAAAAAGGUAUAAUCUGCAUAAAAAAUAAAGUAAAAAGAAAUAAAUUAAAAGUAAAAUAAAAUAACUAAAAAGGUCUAAUAUGAUUUGAACCUGGCUGUAAACGUGUUAAUGUCGCUGUGUACCUGAGUGUCACAAUUUCAGGGUUAAGUGUUGUUAAAUUCUAGACAAUUUAAAGCUUAGAUUUAAUUUUAGAUCCGUUGAAACGGUCACGAAGAGGAGGGGUGGUGCUGUGGGACGACUUUUAACAGAAACAGUAAAAAAAAAAGUGUCGAUCCAUUAAUGAACACAGAGUUCUAAGCUGUCCAUGUCAGUCAAUGUGCCUCUGAAUGUCCCCUCUGUAACGAGUGUAUUUGUGUCAGGACGCCUCGUUUUGUCUGUUUAACGGCUCUGAUGCGAUUGAUCGAAACGUUCAAUAUCCUCUUAUAGAGAGCUGACCGAUAACUGUGUGUGACUGCUGCUCUUCACGGAGGAUCGAGAAUUAAAAGCCCAAACCUGUUAAUCCCUCCUUCUCUCUUUGUAUUGUUUAAUCUUUGCAUGAAGGAAAGAGUUUUUAAUCCCGUUUAGAUCCCUGAAGCUGCUGUUUGAGUGUCAGGGAGGCUGCGUCUAAUUGAAAUGGACUCUUUAAAGACCCGUUCAGCUGAGGCGUCUCUGUGAACAGACACACAUUAACCCCGUGGAUUAACUCAGUGACAACUUUCCAUCUGUGUGUGUGAAGGUUUAAAGCUGCACCCUGAUGCAGGUUGGUUUGUGUUACACAUCUGUGGGUGAAAACAGGCUGAAUAAUGUCUUUUGUAUGAGGAUAACAGAGGUGGGGGAAAGUCCCUAUGUUGCAAGUCCCAAGACAAGUCCAAGUCCUGAAAUUUUUGCUUCGAGUCCCAACCAAGUCCUUACCGUUUCUUUCAAGUCAGAAACAAGUCAUAUCAAAGUCAUAAACCAUUUGUUAUAUGUAAAGAUUUACAUCAAUCAUGAGCAUUUUUCACUAUCUGCAUUUAUUAUUAGACAAGGGUUCUUGUUUGUGUAAAGUUACAUAGUGCAGCUUUAACCAAACUAUUUUAAAUGUCAUUCAAAAAACAAUCAGAUAAACUUCAAGAAUUGGAAACUUAGACAAUGUGCACAAAAAUAAGGAAGACUCAAAUACAAUUAAACGUUAAACUGAUUCUCUAAUUCACUGUUCCAAAACAAAACAAAAGAGAGACACAAGGAAACACGUGGAAACAGGCGGGUAAUACCAGCGAGCGAUUUAUGUUCAGUCCUCCCGGUGUUGAGACAGUGUUGCCAAGUUUCGUGAGAGAAAUAAGGAAACAGACCUCCAGAAACAAGCCAAAAACAAGCAGACUUGGCAACACAACACGGUUUUAUCAACGGCCGUAAUUCCUGACUAUUAGUUGAUGCGACACUUUUUAAACGGUUUGGGCUUGCUGUGAGGUAUUAAGUGACUUGAAAAGACUUGACUUGACUUUUCAAGUCACUGGGCUCAAGUCAAGUCAAGUCUCAAGUCUUUAGCAAUCAAGUCCCAAGCGAGUCCAAGUCGUUUCUUGAUUUUAUCAAGCAAGUCAAAAACGGGACUCGAGUCCAAAUCGAGUCUCGAGUCGAGUCGUCAAGCCCCCACCUCUGGAGGAUAAGGACCAAUAACGUCUGUUAUUUUUUAACAUACUGUGUUUCUGUCGUACAGCAAAAGUGUCUAUAUGUCACUUAACGGUGAAAAAUACAAAAAAUUAUACGUUUCUAGUCUUAUUUCAAGUUUGUUUCUUCCAGUGUUUGUUAGAAGAAAUACUAGUUUUAUCUGCACUGGAUCUAAAAGGGAAAUUCUGCCACCUCACCAGCACAGCAGGGGGCAGUAAUGCACCUUAGGAGAUAUUUGCAACUUCUCAUUGAGUCAGGAGAAGAAGAAAAAGUUAAAUCACCUCCAGGAAGUGGGGGUUUUGGAAAAGAGUGAAGUCAAGUCAUGGCCUCACAGGUGAGUAAAAACAAAAACUGUUGAAUGAUGUUUGAUCAGUUUUGAGUUAAAAUCAAAGAGUUUGGCAGAAAAAAGUCUGUAAUGGACGGGCCUGAGGUCUCUCUACAAACAAGCAACUGCUGGAAGAGAGUGGGUGAGUUGUGUUUAGUCUCUUUGCUAAAGAAAUCAGUCAAAGUUAAAAAGAUGUUUGGUGUCUAGUACUAUGUCUGUGACCCUAUAUGUCCUGUUGAUGAAGUUAGGUGCUGUUCUGAGCAUUAUUUGUGAAUGUAGAGACUGUUGAUGUUUUUAAGAAGAGGCUCAAGACUCACCUUUUUAACCAGGCUUGUCAUUAAUCACUUUUUAAAAUUUCUCUUAUUGCAAAUGUUAAUUCUAAUCAAAAUUCUUAAUGUUUCUUUUAUGUCAUUUCAUUGAUUAUUGUUCUUAGUCUUUUUCUUAAUCCCCGUCAUAGAAGUUUUUACUUCUUUCACCCCUUUUACAUGGUAAAAAGCUCUUACUUAUCUCUUCAUCUAAUAUUAUUUUCUUGUUUUUUAGACCAUCAGGUUUUACUCUUCCUUUUUACCAUUUUUAUUUUUAUCUCCAGUGUUUCCCAGAGGUCGCUCUUUCCUCAUGUAAUGUCUCGGUGUCAGGCCAUGUCUCUUUAACAAGAUAUCUUAGAUUCUCACUCGGGUGUGUGUCUGUGUGUGUGUGGGUCCAUGGGUGGGUGUGUGGGUGGGAGGAUAGGGUUUUAUUGUCGUUCAAUUGUUGUUUUAAGUGCCAUAAAAAUAUUUGAAUUUGAAUAUAUAGAGUGGCGUUUUGGUUGAGGGCGUGUCUCUCUGUAUUGCUAUCCUGCGGUCGUUACUAAAGUUGGUAAAACUAGAGAAGCAAGCGGUCGGCAACAUUCAUCUCUGGAGGUGGGGUCUAACUCUGUGUUUUUGACCCUAAAUUAAUUUCACGCCGGAAUAUCCCUUUAAGCAAAUGAAGUAAUCACAUGAAGUCAUCACGACUCUCUCUGCAGUGAUUCAUACUUUAGUCACGCUGAAGGGUCAUGACUCAACGUGCUUCAUUUAUAGUCGCUGUGAGGAGCUUUUUACUGGUUUCCCUGUUAGACUGAAGCUUCUCUGUGACCCAGAUAUUAAAAUAAGAUCAUCAGUGACAUGACUGGUUAUUGGUGACUGUGCUCAAGUUGGAUUCGUACCAAAAAAGCCGAGAUUAUAUAGACAGAGAUGAAAUUAUUCACCUUGUUGCCAAGUGACUGUAUUACACCAACAUCUGAAAGUAGUGACGUGACACUUUUUCUCCAUUUACAGGAUCUUUGCGGCUUUUUUGGCAACGGAGAAGCUUCGAAUCCUCGCAGACUGAAAAUGUGAGCUGUUCAGGAGCCGUUUCAGUAAGUCGACCGCAGCAGUGUUUAAGGCUGGUGGAGCUAAAGAGACGCCAAAGGGUUCAGGUUCAGGUAGGAAGGAUGACAGGGUGCAGUUUUCUGUUUUUAACUUGACUGUAAAGCACUUUGAGUCACAGUCCUGUAGUAAAAGAGCUUUAUAAAUAAAGUUUGAUUGAUUGAUUGAUACAGUAGCACCAAUGUUUUUGACUUUCACCUUGACUGUGAAGUAUUUAUCUGCAUUUUAUCUGAAUUUAAUUGGAACGAUACGAGCGAGCAGGAGCGUCUGUUUGUGGGCGGGGCUUGAGGGGAGAGGAGGAGCUGAGGGGGAAACUGGAUGGGAGGGGUCGAGUUAACAUUCAAGAUUUCUCCUAAAAACUGGAACUUCCUCAGAUCCUGACUACACCACCUUUAAUCUAAAGGAUAUUUUUAAGGUUCAGUGUUUUUAAAAAAGCAUCAAAAAGCACAUUUUAUAAACUGGGAGGACAUUCAGAGAGCUUUUUUUGUUUUAUAUACUCAGGAGGGGCGUUUUUUUAACGUUUUAUGCACUUAAAUAUCAUCCUGAUGGUGUUUUUUCACUUUUAUACACUGGAAGCUCAUUAAUAGGGCAUCUUGUUGUGUUUUAUCCUUUUGGAAGAGCUGCGACUAGAGCUAUUCUUCAUGCCCCAGAGAUGGCAUUUUAUCAUGUUUUAUUCAACACAGCUACCUCUGUUGGUCCAUGAGGAGUGAGGUUUGGGGGUCUUAAAAAUCAGGACCGGGCCUGGGUUUGGGUUGUGGCGGUCCUCCUGCAUCAUAAUCGCAUCGUUCAGGACAGCAUCACUCUCAGACUGAGCUCGGAGUAAUUUUAGACGUACCCAGCGUUGUUCUGACAAGGCUUCACCGAGCUAAAGAUUCAUAAAACGCUCUCACUCAGCAGACUACAUUUCUAAAUUGACACUAAAGCGUUGGAGUUACAAGCUCGGUGGAGUGGAUCCAGGCUGAUCUGCUGGCUGGCUGGUUUUUAAAGGGCCCUCAGAGAAACCAGAGAGGAGGAACUCAGAGUGUGCAGCUGCUGUGUGCAGAGUGAGCGAGACUCCGGGGGGAGCCGUUGAAACUGGGCCUGGGUCCUGCUGCGGGGCGCUGUUAUCCUCCCUCCUCUCCCCAGGGAGUGAGACGGGUGAGGAUGGAGAUGGAUGGGGUGUCAGAUAGACGGCUGUUUAAUAUCUACCUCCACUUGUGCUGUGCUCAACACAAAAUGUACAUAAAGCGCUCAGCGUGAUGUGAUGAUGUGUGUGAAGCUCCUCCAGGUGUAAUUAGCUUUGAGCAGGAGCUGAAUUAGCAGAUGGAAACAUAAAAAGUGCAGCGAUCCUCAGUAAUUUCACCUCAUCUCAUCCGAUCUGAAAUAUGAAGUGACUGGGAGCCACAGCUACAAAAAUCCAUCUUACCCUCUCCUUGCUGUUUCCACGGAAACAGCAGACAUGCAAUGCAAUGUAUCAGAGAGUCGCAAAUGACGUGACGAGACAGUGAAACAAGAAGAAGAAGAGGAGGAGGAGGAGGAGUGAAGAAGAGGAACAUUUCUGUCAGGGAAAUCAAACGCCCGAAAAGACGACCUGAAUCAGCUGGGGAGGCUUCCUCCUCGGAGUUUUCCUCUGAAACAAAAUUCUGAGUAAAGUGUGUGAAGAAGCAGGAUAUUAUGAUUUGCAUAACCUGCUUUUCUUGCGUUACUAAAGUUGGUAUAACUAGAGAAGUAAGCGGUCGGUAACAUUCAUCUCUGGAGGGCGUGUCUAACUCAGUGUGUUUGACCCUAAAUUAAUUUUACGCCAGAAUAUCCCUUUAAACAGUCAUGACUCUGUAGUGGAAGUCACUGCAUUUUAAAAAUCAGUCAUGAUGUGGACUCUGUGGCCUCAGGAACCCAUCUAUCCAGCAUUAGUUUGCACCUCAGCAUCUCCUGUUUUUCACAACUUGUAACAGAAAUGAAGAGUAGAUUUGAGUCUCAACAACAACACUUGAAUCCCAAAACAAAGUCUGGUGAUAAAUGAAGGGAAACCCUGAACAUGAGAGGUUCAUGCUCUCAAACAGGUCUGCUUUAAUGAGAUGAGCGGAGUGCUCUCCUACCGUCAUCUAAACUCAGACGUAGGAAGUGUAUUUUGUCAGAGUGCUGUUGGUCCCUUUAUUGGACUUUCAAAGACUUCAGUAGUCUAUUAUAAGGAGCAUUAAAGAUGCUCUCGGGACGACAUAGAGAGUCUUAUUAGACGCUUUGUUACAGCCUUUGACAAGCACUCCACUUUGGUGUAGCUCCUAUUUUUAUCACAGGUGUGUGUCUCUCACCACAAAGUGAAUCUUCAGCCUGAUGGCAGAAACCUCGAGGAGAACCAGACUCAUGUUGAACAGCUGUCUGCUGAGCCCGUGUUGGACUUUGGAGGUGUGAUAGAUCACUUGAUCACAUACUAAUACACUCUGUGUUAGGGCUGGGCAUUUUCUUUGUUUCUCACCAACAGUGCUGUCGGCUUCACCUGUUAAAGUGCUAUGGUUGGGUGUGGCUGCUGUCUGCUGUGACACAGUUGUUUGAUUCUAAUUCAGCACAUGAUUGGUUCAGACCCAGAGCAACUCCCCUUCUCAUCUCAAACAUGGCAGAAUGCCGGCUAUCGAAAAGCAUAUUGAUCAUGUUUUAUAUCUAUAUAGAGAGAAAUUAAUUUUUGAUAUAUAUCAUUAUUGUCGUAUCGCCCAGCCCUACUCUGUGUGUUAACUACUUCUUAUCUUGUUCCUGCUUUUAUAGACAUGAAGUUUUGGCAUUUAUUCCUGUUUUUGUUCGCUGCUUCAUUAGUUUAUCUCUCACUUAUCGUAUUUUAAAACGGCUCUGUAUCGUAUUUUGCUCUGAGGGAUGCCUCGCUGUCUUGUCGAAUCUUGAACUGUAAUUUGAUAUUUUCUAUAAUGUAAGCCAGUGUGUGUUAAACAGAAAGGGCCCCAGAAUGGAGCCUUGGGGGACUCCACAUGUUAUUUUUGCUUAUUGACACGAAGAAGAAUCUAUUUUUGAAGUCAGGAUAGUUGAGUAUUGUGCUGGAAAGGAAAUAAAGUGACUUUUGUCUACAUUUUGCACGAAAACUGCAGGAAUUUGAAUUAUGGUGUAAAGGAAAUCUGUCCUCUUUUGCAUGAAGCAGAACCAGACUGGUGUUGAUCCUCUUCCUGCUGCACCUGUUAGUUUUUUUAAGGUGUGAUGAAUGGAGAUGCCGAGAAAAUAAGAUGGAUAAACACAGACAGAGCGACAACAGCAACACUGAAACUAACCCUCCGUUCCUAAUAUGUCCUUUUUUGAGAACUUUAGUCAGUUUUUUCAUCUUUAUUUUGAGCUGACAGUCACAUUUUUAAAGUUUGGGGCAUCAAAUCUGGUGAGAGUUUUUAUUUUUCUUCAUAUAAAAAAAACAAACAAAAAAACUAUGUCCCCUUUAGUUCUCCAUCACAGCAUUUUAGCUCCACCCACCCUCCUUUGUCCGCAAAUCAGACAAUAGACUUCCAUUAAAAACCAUUUCCAUUUGACAGUGUGUUUAUGGCACCAUAACAACAUAUUACAACCUUCUUUUUGCAGUCAGUCGAUCAGCAGGGCUCUAAAUUUGAGUUUCCGACGGUGAUACAACAGAUUGAGCCGCACAUAAUUCAUUCAAGGACUGAGUAUGUUUGAAGCGCUGAUUCAUCCACUAAACGAUGAAUGAAACUUUACAUGCCGAUUGUUUAAAAGAUUUGAGUCGAAAAAGUAAGAAAAAAUGUUUAAAAAAGAUUAUUUUAUGAUGCUAAUCUGCAUGUCUGUUUUGGGGACAAAGUCGGCUGGAUGGAGCUUCAAAUAUGAAAAAUUGGCACAACAAAAAGGAUUUAAAUUCAAAAUCAGUUUAAGUUCUCAUCACUGACAUGGCCCAGACUCUUUUUAUUUAAAAAAAUGUAUCCAGGUCAUUUUGUACGGGAAAUAUGGUGAUUUUAUGUUUUUUACCGUUAAAAUAGCAACAAUGACAUGUUGCACAAAAACUGGCAUAAAAAGGGUGUAACAUCAAAUUUUUUAUUUAUUAUUUUUUUAACUGUCAGGGAUGAAGUUGUUUAAAAGACUUGAGUUGAAAAAAGUAAAAAAAGGAUUAUUUUAUGAGCACUUAUCUGCAUGUCUGUUUUGGGGACGAAGUAGGCCGGAUGGAGCUUAAAAUCAACAGGAACCGAAGGCGAGAGAGGAGCGCGUUCACACUGUAAAACUACCACCUUUAAGACUAUUUCUUACUGAUUAUUAUCAAAGCUGGAAACUUUCCAUGGGAAUUAACAGGAUCAAUCAACAGGGAACUUGGAUAUAGUUGGUGAAAAUAUAUUGAAGCGUAAUCUUGACUAAAACAACCAGAUUUAACACAAGUACAGAUGAUUUCUUGAACCCUGGAGGCCACACCUUUGAGCCCACGAACUGUAUAAAGUCAAGUAAGUUUGGAUAAUAUUAUGGGGUGGAUAUUUAUGAUCUAUAAUAGUAUAAAUAUUAAAAAAUCUAAUAAAAAUAGGUGCUAAAUGAAAGCUGUUUUUCAUUUCAUUGACCGUUUAAGAGGUGAGCUUAUUAUGUUGGUGGUAGCGACCUCAAAUGUGAUUCUGUUUCUUUGGUUUUCUGUAACUGAACAAUCAUUUAUACAUCAAUUAUCAGAUAUUUUGUAGAUUAAUUGCCAUUAAUUGUAUUAUUUUGCAUGAAAGUCUGCUUAUGACAAAACAACAAUAUGAACAUUUAUGUUUGGAGAUGAUACGGUUUGUUUAAAAUUUCCCCCAAUUAACCAGUUAAUCCCUAUAAAUUCCCAGGUAAAGUUUGUGGAAAUUUACUGGAGAAUUUUCUGCCCCUUUGCAACCGUAUUGAUUAUUGCUGAUAUAUAUCCCAUCAGUAUUCAUCCAUGCUUCUGCCAAGAGACGAGAGCACAAUAGGAGAGAGGCAGGAGGACCUGACGAAGCCUGGAUCUGUGGGAUCUCUGCUGUUCUUAGUGUGUGGGCGAAGAGUUACAAUCAAAGUGUUUGAUGCUCAAGGAAAAGUUGACUCCCUCUGCUGCGAGGAAUCUAAUCUGAUAGAGAGAGGAGGGAUGAGAGAGAGAGAGAGAGGAGGGAUGAGAGAGAGAGAGAGAGAGAGAGAGAGAGAGAGAGAGAGAGAGAGAGAGAGAGAGAGAGAGAGAGAGAGAGAGAGAGAGAGAGGAGGGAUUGGGAAAGGAUGAAUGUUACCGAGUGGGGGAGGGGGCUUCAUCCAACAUGUAUGAACAGUAGGAUUAGACAGGGAUAGUCCAAAAAGCCAAGUCCUGCUGUGUGCCUUUCCACGCUGUUACAUCACAGUCUGUUCACGGGAGGUUUUUCUGUCUCUGAUGGUUCAACAGAAGGAGAGGAGGCAGCUGCAGGAUCUGCCUCCAGGAGCACAAAACAAAAAAACACACAAACAGUCAAAUCAGAGGAGAAAUAUUUGUUUAGCAGAGGAUGAAAUGAGACAGAAAAAGAGUUGUUCUUCAUUAUUUAUGAGUCAUUUCUCUCUGUACUGUAUAUUGAAGUCAGCUGAACAUGUUCAGGCAGCUCCAUCCUCAUCCUCUCACAGCCGGCCCCCUCCCCCUCCUGCGCACAGCGCGCAAAAACCGCCUGUAAAUUCUCUUUAGGAGCAUUACGGAGCAAGAUGGCGCUCUGCUGUCAGCACCUCGGACAGUUCCGAGCGGCUCCGACCCCGAACUGAAGCUCUGAUCCGGUUUCUGCUCAUUUAUGAAGGAAUCACGUGUCUGAUUUCCAUCUGUGUCGAGGCUUUCAGAUGAUGUGACUGCGUAAAGCUGCGCCAAAAACGGGGGAUUGCUUUUCCUGGACCUCCGCUACCGAACGGGACUCUGUGGUCCAGCUGCACCUCCACUCUUGAUCUUGGAGUUGAGGAGGUAAAAAAAUAAAAGAACCGGCCUCGGCCUGCUGUGACUUCUUCACACCAGAGGAAGAGGAAAAGGAGGAGGAGGAGGAGGAGGAGGAGGAGGAGGAGGAGGAGGAGAGCGCGCAGCCUGUCCGCAUCUGUCUCAAUCGCCGGUACGAGGAGAAAUGGAGGGAUCUCGCGUUGAGGGAUCUCCAGGGGCAAAAUGAAGCGGUUCUCGAGAGAUAAAGUCGAUUAAUCAUUACCGUCCGAGCUGUGCGAGUCUCCCUCUCCGGUGAUGAAGAUGUUGGUGCUCCUGGUGAUGAUGUCCUCGGUGGUCUUCAGCCCCGGCUUUGCCCUCAGCUCCCAUUUCAGCCCAGGUAGCUACGGCGACAUUCCGCUGCUGUGUGAUGCUGUUAAUGUGAUUUUUAUUACAUAAUAGAGCGUUAAAUAUCUGCAUGGAGACCGUGGUCAGUGUGGGACACCCACACAUCCUCUAGUCUAGUGUUUGAAGGCUACAGGGUGUAGAAAUGAUGUAAUCUGCCGUCUCUGCAUGUGUGUUCAUUUAUUCAGGCUUAAAGGUGCAGUACGUAUAAAGGUGAGAGUGCACAGGUGAAGGUAAAGGCGGCUUCUCAUUGGAGCAGAGGGAUGUAGCUGCUGUUAUCCAAUUAGUGCCUGAAAAGAGAAAGGAGAAGAGGAUUAUGGGAGACGGCGGUGAAUGGAGGCAGAUCUCCCCUUCUCUGUUUUCUCUCCACAUCGCAAUGAAAUAUUCAGAUCUCUCUCUCUCUCUCUCUCUCUCUCUCUCUCUCUCUCUCUCUCUCUGCGAGUGCGAAACGCCUCUGUGUGUGUUUAUUAUGCAGCAUAAGCAGCUACAGCAGCCUGUCAUUCAGGUGGUUUCUAUGGCAACCAGAAGGCGCAGCAGCAGCAGCAGCAGCGGUCUCGAGCUUUUCCAAUCUCCAACAGAGACGAGGAAAAAAUGGAUUUCCUCCCACAGUGGCGUGUUUAGUCCUGAAAAUCAAAGCUAAGAUGUCCAAGAGUUUCCCUCGACUUCAUCUCCUCCAGAUGCGCCGCUCUUUUGUUUCUGCCCUUUUCAGAGCUCAUUAAUAGCUUUUCAUGAAUCCCCCUCCUCCUGACCACCAAAACAGACCAACACAAGUUCAUUCCUACCAAACAACACAGGGAAAGUGUUUUUUUUCCUCUUUGAAUCCCAGUUGGAUUCGAAGCUGUUUCCUCUAAUCCUGAUUUCUGCUCAGAUCCACGUUUGUAAGUUUGGGCUGAGUGUAGGUGUCCGUCCUCGCUGCUCUUGUUCCUUACUUACUCCUACAUGUUGUGCUUAUAAAUAAAUACACUUUUUUUCUCCUUCAGGAUCCUACAAAGAUUCUGGAAUCAUGACUGGAGUUGUUUUAGAGGAAGAAUCAGGGAGACGACAGCGACUGAUCGUCUUUGCUUUUAGUCGAGCUUCGGUUUCAUCUGCGAACCUGAACUCACGUCUGAAUCUCUGCAGAGAUGUUUCUGUUGAUCGUCUCAGACCCAGUUUAAUGAAGAUCAGUUCUUUUGACUGAGCUGAAUCUUUAGAAUCCGUUCAUUUAAAUGAAUCGUUCAAAAGAUUCGUUCACAGGAUCAGUCGGUGCUUCGGCCUGUCCUGUCGGUGCGGGACACCAGUGUGACUCUAGUUGAUCGGGAGUUUGGUCAUUGAAUGAGCCCCUCCCCUCCCCGUCGUUCACUUGGUGACACAUGUCUAGGGCUGGGGCGAUUCGUCGAUGAAAAAAACAUGCGUCUACUUUAGCAUAUAUUAACAUGCUUGAUACCGUACGUACCAACACUCCCGUUUCCCCGGGACUCUCCUGUAUUUCCCCGCCCACCCGUAUCGUCAUUUCUCCCAUAGGGAACCUCCCGUAGUUUGAUGGUCGACGUUCAUUCAUGAAUCAGAUCACUAUAUUUGUUUCUGCUGAGCCUCACAGACUCUGGAUUGAUACUUUGACUUUACAGUUUGGGAUGAUUCAGGUCGGUUUGAGCUGUAAACUUUAUUUAAAAAGUGUUGAGAAAUGAAAAAACACAAUGAAUCCGCUGAUAGUCUUUCACCGUCUGGGAAUGAUGCGUUCAGGGCAGCCUCGGAUAAAAGAGAGCUGUAUUUCACACACAGAUGUUCAGAGAGCAUGUAAAACAGAUGAGGACUUUAAUAUUAGUGGACUAAAUAAAUUCAAGUCUUAUCAUAACUAUUAUUUUUUCUCUUAUCAUUUGUUGUUGUUAAAACAGAAAAGUGUUCAGCUUCACUCAGACUUAUUUGGAUGAAUAAUCUAAAUACAAAAACUCUCAUAAUUCGCUCAUAUCUACCAGACGAGGUAACCCCAAAACUGCCCGACGCAAAAAUCUCCCAGAUUUUAUAAAAAAUGAUUUCUUUUGUUUGAUUUCAAGAGAUUCUUGACUAAAUCGUUGAAUUAAAUACUAAUAGGACAAGUUUUUACUUUCUAUUUUGGUUCAAUUCAUUGUUAUAUUAAUCGGGUAAUAAAAAAUUAGAUAAAUUAGUCGAUAGAUUAGUCGACUAAUCGAAGAAAUAAUCGAUAGGAAAAGAAUCGUUAGGUGCAGCCCUACACAUGUUGUUCGUUCACCGAGUCGUGAAGGAAGAAUCACUCUCCUGUCCUGAAAAAUCACCUCUCUGUGUGCCGCCGAUGUUCGCAUCAUGACACGAGUGAAACAACCCAGCAGAAAGCAGCGCCCCCUGCUAAACGAGCGCGAGUCGUCGCUCUUUUAUAUUGCAGAAAAGUGGAGAAAAUAAAAAUAAAUACACAGUGAACGAACCGGUGCUCAGCAGUUCAUGAACGGCGCUACGUCCCUCCCUCCUCCGCCUGCCUCAAGUCGUUCAGAAGUUGUUUGUUUUGUUCGGUGAAUACCUCGAAUCUUGCAACGCAAAAAGAUACAAAGGAGCCCACGGCGCCUGUACAGCCGAAACAGACGAUCAUUCAGUCCGCUUCCGCUAGAGCAACGCCUUAUGACAAAACGCCAAAGAGACACAAAGACCUCACAUGCUACCAAUAAACUCGGUUAGAUUUCAUUUUUUAUAUCGAGAUGAAUAUCGAUGAACUUUUCCCCUUAUCGCCCAGCCCUACCUCAAAGUAGCUUUUCUAUUUUAUUCAGAGUUUUAUGUCGAACCAGAUUCUCUGAACCUUUUUAUCUCCAUCUGCUCGCUCAGAUGUUUUCAUAGUUUGUUUGUUGGAUGUGUCGUCAGUUUUUAUGGAUACUUUCAAUGAGCAGAAAUGGGAGGAGAAAAGGAGAUCUCCCUCUCGUGUCUGACAGUGAUGACCUCUGAGCGUGGCGCUGUAGGGAUGACAUCACAGCCUGGUAAAGGCGGGGAGGGGGGGGUGUAGUCUUUCCUGGCAGUGCUGGCAGCUUUCCUGCGCCCCGGGUUAUCCAUCUCUCAUUUCUCAGUGGACUCACGGCUCUGUCCACAGCAGUGCGCUCUAAUUAUACGGAUACAAAACAGAAGGUGUGAGCUCCAAACCUCCGUGGACCUCCUUCUCCAAACUACGGGGUCUGAGCGCUGGAGGAUGUGGGGAAGGAGCUGGAGGAGCAGGUAAACUCCGGGGAGAGGAGGGGGUGUUGGCUUGGAUGUAGAUCUCUGCAGGCAGCCGUCUUUGGGUCUUUACCCUCUAAAGGAAAAUGAGGCAGGAGUGAAAGCGGAGUGGAGAUAAGGUUUGAUAGAAAAAGAGAGAAACCGACUUAAAAGGUUGCAUCAUUUUCUAAGUAUGAAGACUUGAUGUUUUGACAGGAAGAGGAGCUCGCCGGAUAAAUAAUUCACCGCCGUGAUCUUAAAGAAGAGCUCUGACUGUGGACUGGAUUCAAGCCUGUUACAGCGAAUCAACUUCCAGUGAAACCUCCGACUCUCUCUCCCCUCUCUGUUGUCUGUUCACAUGAAAAAAAAGCUGCUCUGAUCUGAAGCAGGAUUUGUUGUUUUUCCUCCGUCUUCUCGCUCAGAUCAGUUCAGGAUCGAAAAGGCCCAGAGUGUCUUAAGUGAGGCUGCUGCAGACCGGCCUCUGAUUGCUAAUAGCUCCUGUGUGUGUGUGUGUGUGUGUGUGUGUGUGUGUGUGUGUGUGUGUGUGUGUGUGUGUGUGUGUGUGUGUGUUUUAGUGUGUUUGAAAUCUGAAGAAUAAUAGCGGCUGAUUGCAUCCCUAAAACCAAUUUUUUUGUUGAUGGAAAUAAACGGAGUGGCGCUCGUCGGUCUCCGCCUCUGUUGAAAUUAAAUUCACUCUGUUGUGAUUGUUGUGACUCUUUGUCAGCGUCGGAUAAACGGAAAAGGACGUCAACACUCUCAGGUUACAGCGCAGAAACACACUCACGUUUAUCGACAGAGCAGCUCAUUUUGCAUUCGCCUCAUCAAUGAGCUUUAUUGAUCAUCUCCAAAACAACACGACUGAGUAUUUUUCAUUUUCGUGUUUGUGCUCCUGAGCGAGGUUCACCUCCACCUGUCACUUCCUGCUCUGUUGUAGAUCUGACUGAUGGGACGGCUGAUGGAGUUCGACAUCAGUCACAUGUUUGGAUCUCCUCCAUCCUGCAGCUCUGAUGGGGGACAGUGGAGGUGGUGUUGGAGCACAGAGGCUGUUAUGGUGUUGACAGAAGACACAGGAGGUUUAAUGGCUGUUUGGUCCUCAGAGGACGCUGACGUAGAUCUGGAAUCAGGAGGAGAGGAAGAGUUAGAGAGGAAAACUGUGUUGGUGUUUCAGAACCAUGGACAGCUCCAACUGAGGCGAUAGAUAACGUGAAUGUGUCAGUAAAACUCAUUUAUUCAGUAAACAUAUUUACAGCUGUGGGCUAUAAUAGGGCUGGGCGAUAUGUCCUCAAAUCAAUAUCAUGAUAUAUUGAUCAGUUCACCUCAAUAACUGAAGCUCUGAAUUAUUGUUAGAUGUGCGUCAAGUUUGAUCGAUUUAACCUGAAGGUCAAGAGGCUCUGGAUUGUUAAAUACGUGACCAAGAAAAUUUUAGAAGAAAACAAAAAUGUGAAGUUUUUUUUUCGAUCUGCACGUACGAAGUCCAUAUGAAGUGAUUUUAACUUCUCUAAUGUAUUAAGAACACGUUCAGAACAGCGGACAGUUAAAAAAAGUCACCAAGAACUCUUUAAGAUAAAGUUCCACAACCUGUUUUGAUGGUUUGUCCUCCAUCUCCUCACCUGUCUUUCCCUCAUUGUUACAGACUAGAUGGGGCGGAGUCAUGUCUAAGACGUAGGACAGCGUCUUACCCCGUAUUUCCACCGCAUCUUGAACGGCUCCGAUCCGGAACGGCGGCGAUUUUCGCUGUCUGCCAAUCCCUACCAGAUCAGUUUAUGAGGCGAACUUCUUUGCUGAUUUUGAACAGCAGUAAUCACGAGAACUUUCAAGAACCUGCGGAUUCACGUUCAAUCGCACGAUAACAAGUUGUCUCUAUAAAGACAGACACAUAGACAUAUAAGCAGUAGAUGGUUUCCUUCCAGAGGAGAAUCUACUUCUAGACUUCUAGAAUCAGCAUCUCCUCAUCCAUGGUGUCAUCAGGGUGAAAUGACGUCUAAAAACCUUUCACUUGUUCGUCUCCGCCCGUUUGCAUGGUGUGAAAUACGAUCCUCCUGAAACACGGAGUGUUUUAUUUUGAAAAGAAGCCGGAUGUUUUAUUUUGUGUCUGUGCCCGACUUCCUUUCCAGCACGAGUUAAUCUGUGCUGAAUUUAUCGGCAUGCUCUGGCAUCUGCAGCGGAACGUAAAGAAGUCGGUGUAAAUCGACACGUUAACUUGAAUAGUUACGAUCAGCUGCGAUCGGCUGAUAGUCUUUUCGCAGCCGUUCAGGAUGAGGUGGAAAUUGGGGGUUAAAGGGACAUGAGACCAUAGUCUACCUCCACAUCCAAAACCAACUUUAAUCUACUUAUUUUUUUAACACUGAAUAUACAGAUAUGGACAAAGUGACGUUGGUUUUGUUGUAAAUUUCAGUCUUUGUAAAUCUUCGGUUUAUCGCCCAGCCCUACAGCUCCGUCUCAGCCUGCGGAUCUCAUCAGUGGUGAAAUAAACAUCUGAACUCCUCAUAAAUUCCUGUAUCAAACAGGAACGUUCGUAUGAAUAAGAAGUCGUGUUUACAUGUUCUGGAGUGGACGCUCCAGGCCUGACUCGUUCCUUCCAGAGAGAUCGGAUCUGUUUACAUCCGUGUUCCUGAGCUGCAGCCACCGUCUCUGACUCCUGCUGCUGCUGCAUUGCUGCAUUUCUUGGCGCUGCACCAACUGAUAAUCGGCCAAACAUGCUGUUAGAGAAGACUCUCUGAAUCACCAUCCCUGUUGCAGAGAUUUUAAUACUCUGGGGUCGUCUUUAUUUUCAAGAGUGGAAUUUCAGAUCCUGGUGUUUUCUGAGAGUCGCGUCCUUCUGUCUCUUUUUGUCUCUGUGCAGAAAAAUCAAGAGUAACUUCAGGUCCUCUGACUGAGGCCUGAAAAUAAAACAAUCUGCUCUGCGGAUGUUAUCAGGCCAGCUAUGAUUUCUUUUAUGACUCUGCUGGCCUGUGUAAUCAUGAGCCUUCGGGGGAAUCAUUUUAUUUCCUGCUUCCGUUUUGGCCUCUCAGCUGAGGCAUUAAUGACAAAUUGAUUUGCUUAGGAGCAAUACUCUUUUAGAGAGACCUCCAGUCGUGGUCUUUGCCCAGUUUGCACCAGAGGGGCCGAUCACAAGCUUUCCAGACAUCCAUGAAUUAGGAUCGUGAUUCUCUUUUAGGUCCUCGUCCACUUUUGGUUUCUAUUUCAUAAACUUUUCCACUUCUUUUUGUCGUCUUACUAUCUGUAGUGCUCCUCUCACUCUUGACCUUUCCACCCGACCGCUGCCAUCCUCACUUCAGUCGAUUUCCAUCUCUCCAUGAGGCGCACUCUGGAGGCGCUCCCAGCCCCCGCAGUAUCACAGCACGGCUGCUGAGCCUGUGAUUUAGAGGGAUUCAUCGCUGUCCACGCUAGCCUGGCUGAGAAAUGGGGCAAUUGGCUCAGACCAGGAGAGAGAGAGAGAGAGAGAGAGAGGGAGAGAGAGAGGAGGAUGAUGUCAGCUGAGUGAUGAGAGUGAAAAGGAGAGAAGAUUUCAGCCUGAUAAAGACUGACCACAGAUCAGAUCAGCUGACCGUCCUCAGAAUAACAACACAACCGUCCACCCCAAACCUCCACCUGCUGCGACGCAAACCAGACCCACUCACACGUUUGCUGUUGAGUUGAUUUAUCCGCCCACAGGGACAGAUUUUCAGACGUGAAACCAUUAAAUCAUUUUUUAGACUUUUAAAGGACGAAGAGACAAAACAGCAGAUACUUCCUUCCUGGAGUUAUUUCCUCUGAAUCUCUUUGAUUAUUCAAAGACUGCGCUGCUUCCUCUCUCCCUCUCUUCCUCUCUUCCUCUCUCUCUUUCUCUCUCUCUCUCUUUCUCUCUCUCUCUCUCUCUUCCUCUCUCUCUUUCUCUCUCUCUCUCUCUCGCUCAAACAUGCUUCGUCAUGAUUUGCACGUGAGCAGGCGACCGCCACACGUGAAGCAGCUUCAGCCGGAGGACUCUGAUUGUUCGUGUCACGGUGGGAGUGAGGACACGGCGAAGGAGUGUGUGUGUGUUAUUUCCUCCUGAAGUUAGUGUGUGAGUGUAUGACACCAGAACGUGUCACUGUGUGUGUGUGUGUGUGUGUGUGUGUGUGUGUGUGUGUGUGUGUGUGUGUGUGUGUGUGUGUGUGUGUGUGUGUGUGUGUGACAGCGUUUGCUCCAGUUUCUCAUUUCUGGCCGUUUCCCCACCUCUUCUCGGUCACAGAUGAGCUCAUCUAAUAUUUAGAACAUCAGUCACCCGUCCUGGAUCAGCGUUCCCCCGUCACAGCCAGUCCGGUCCCACACAAUCAGAGCUGGACACACACACUCUCUCACUCUCUCUCUCUCUCUCUCUCUCUCUCUCUCUCAUACACACACAGUGUAUUUCCUGUCUUUGAAUGACAAAUGAAUGCAAAUACAGAAUCCGUCUCCGAUCAGGUUUAUUGACAGAUAACUGGCGGUCUGGUCGUGGUUGUUUACUGGAGUAGGUUUCAUUCAGUCACAGAGCGUUCGUUCUGUUCAUGUAGGAGGACACAGAGUUAGACACCCACUAAAGAAAUGAUCAUAAAUGUUCUUCCUUGAGCUGAGACACCCCACUGUUGUUUGCAAUGGACUGGCCUGAGGUCUCUCUACAAACAAGCGGCUGCUGGAAGAGAGUAGGUGAGUUGGUAAAGAAAUGAGUCAAAGUUAAAAAGAUGUUUGGUGUCUAGUACUAUGUCUGUGACCCUAUAUGUCCUGUUGAUGAAGUUAGGUGCUGUUCUGAGCAUUAUUUGUGGCUAUAGAGUGGCGUUUUGGUUGAGGGCGUGGCUCUCUGUAUUACAAUCCUGCUGUCGUUACUAAAGUUGGUAUAACUAGAGAAGCAAGCGGUCGACAACAUUCAUCUGUGGAGGGGGGGGUCUAACUCGGUGUUAUGUCGUGUUUGACCCUAAAUUAAUUUCACGCAGGAAUAUCCCUUUAAUUCACAAGCGUUUCUAAAGACUCACUCAUGUGACCGCUCAUGUUGAAUACAUGAGAAGACAAGGCAGGGAGAGCAGCAGCAAAGAAACCGUCUUUUUCAACUUUAAAACGUCUUAUUGGUCUGAAUUUUACCGUGAGGAGAUAAAAUAAUAGUAACAAUAACAACAUAAUAUGGAAAUAUAAGGUUUGAUGAUGGAGGAGCACACCUCACCUCCUCUCUUAUCUGCAUAUAUGAAACACCAAGGCAGGGAGAGCAGCAGCAAAGACCACAAGACUGUGAGCGGUGAAGGAUGUGACUUUUUCCUCUCGCAAAAAUCCAACGAGCACGGUCGUGAAAAACCCGAUGAAGGAUGGCGGUCAUGUUUUUCAGUCACCUCUCCGUCUCAGAAACAAAACCACUCUGUGUAUUUUUAACAGUACACACACACUCACACAAAUAUGGAUAACAGUUCAGAUCUUAGGUUUCAUGGAGGGGAAGUAUCUGUACAGUGAGCGCUGACCCACUUAGAGAGCUGGCAUACACUGUGAGGAGAGAUCCUUAUAUCAAAGAUGUUCUGUGGUGUUUAAUGGAUAUACAUGAAGUCUCUUUGUAGUCUCAGUGUACAUCCACAUCUGAAGCUUUCAUAAGAGACUUGUGCGGCUGAAUCCUGAUCAUCAGUGUUACGUAAAGCAGCGGUUUUUAUCGUAUUUAUUAUCGUAUUUUUACGUAUUAUCGCAGGUUUUGUUUGUAGUUUAUACCGACUCCAAACUCUGAGCAGGUACCGACCAUUUCCCCCCAAACACAGGAGGUACCCGGACAUAAAGCUAUUUCUCAUCCAGCCACACAUCAUAAUGAGGCCGCCUGGUACACCAAAAGUGUCUCCAUGGCAACCGCGCUUCCACAAAUCGGGCGCACAACAGGGAGGCACUUUGGAGCAGGUCCGCUUCCUGUGAUCAGGAGAUCAUGGCGGCAGACAGACGCACAUCUCAAACCGGGACAGACAGCGCGGUCUGCGGAGAGAUGAUGAUGAUGAUGAUGCUCGGUGGCCUCGCUGCGCUUCACGCCAGCCUUCAGGGGGGAAUCAGGAAAUCACCGCCACAUCUCUGACUUUUCUCACCUGCAUCAUUAGAAGCUCAAACCCUUUCUUGAAUUUACCCUUCUUCUACUUUUCAGACAGGAAGUGCUCGGUUUGCACGCUUUCUUCUUCCUCACUCCAACAGCGAUCUGAUCUGAACCCGCUCGCCCUGCACCCCUAACAUCCUUUAGCGCAGCUUUAUUAGUGCAAAUAUUUGGAGGCGACCCCCGCCGUCUUCUUCUCUCACUGGCGCUCUUGCUUAUUGUGUUAUCAUACAUUGUUAAUGUCGUUACAUAAGGACGACACAGGCACGGCUCGCCGCUUUCAUUUUUCAUGGAGCAGAAACAUUUUCUGCAGCGAGAAACUGGAAUCACAGCGAAGCGAGUCGUGACAGAAGAAAACACUUCAUAUAGAAGUAAAAGACGUCGUUGGUUUUAUUCAAUCAUAAAUAAACGGUCGUUUAUUUAUUCAGCCGGUUUCCUCCUCCACAGGAGAAGCUUCUUUAUUCAUGUCUUACUUUUGCUCCUUCAGCCUCGUCUGAGCAGGACGGACCUGCAGGAGUUAAAGGCUGAUGUUGAUGUUGAUGCUGAUCACUGAUUUACGACUCUUAUCCACAAAAUCUAAAUGGUCAUAAAAGUUCAAAGCAGACCUGUCAGCUGAGAGUGAUAUUAUGGGAUGUGUGGGGAGGAGGGCAGAGUACAGUUGUUGAAGGUGAGGCUGGAGUUUUGGGUUGUUCUGGUGUGGGAUGUGGGUCUGAUGAUGAUGAUGAUGAUGAUGAUGAUGAUGAUGAUUUGUUCAGCUGCAGAUGGUUUCUUUGCAUCCAUUUUUGUAGUUUCAGUGAGACAGUUGCUGAGUGUGGAGUGGGUGGUGUUGGUGGAGAUGUUGUCGAGGUAACAGUGAAACUGGAAACUUUGAGUUUUAGCUUUAAUUUUUAUAACUUUUAAAUGAAACUCAGCAUGGAGGCGACUUUAAAGACGGUGUUCCUCCAGAGUCGUCUUUUAAAGCAUCAACAAAAACGAAUGUUUCAUUGAACCUUUUAAAACACAGUCGGAGUAAUUCAAUUCAGUUUGAUUGACACAACUUACAAGGUGUUCAGCCAAUCAGAGUGAAGGGUUUCAGGUCCAUAUUUACACACAGCCAUGUCCAACAAUCUUUUAAAAUCUCCUGCAGAAGAUUUCUGUCAGACAGAGAACAGUUUUACAUCGUGACCCCCGAUUUAACCGCAUCCUGAACGGCUACUAAAAGGUCGUAUCCGCCGAUCGUAGCUGAUCGUAACAAUUUACGUUAAAGUGCCAAUUUACACCGACUUCUUUACGUUCCUCUGCGGCUCACGAGAGUUCUGUUUUUUUCCGGACGCCGGAGCAUGGCGGUUAUCGCGUGAUUGCACGUCAAUUUGUGGGUCCUUGUGAGUUCUCACGAUUCCUACUGUCCGUAAUUCACCACGAAAUUCACAUUACAAACGGAUCCGUUAGGAAUUGACGGACAAAAAUUGCUGCCGUUCUGGAUGCGGUGGAAAUUGGGGGUUAGUGUUUGCAUAAGUUAUUUUCUCUCUUAUUAUGAUGUUAUCCUGAUUAUUAAAACUUCAUGCAAACAGAGCUAAUGAACAGGAACAGGCGGGAUGAUAUUGGACUAAAUCUCAGUGAAAUUAGAUCGAUGACUAAACCGAGCUGGAGGACGAUGAGCUCCGAUGAACAAACACGGACCUGCAGAGCCGGGAGAUAAAUAUUUACAAGCUUGUUGAUGUCGGGGAAACUUUGACACAAUAUUUAGUCAUUUUUAUCAUUUAUUAUAGAAAAAUAUUGAUUGCAGACGUUACAAGUUUCGAGAACAAACGCUGCUGCACUUUUCAAUAACAGGAACGGACAUGGACGUCUGAGAGCGUGUGUGUGAAGUGUGUGUAGCACUCAGCAGCUCCUCUGAGGUGUGUGUGAGUGUGUGUGUUUUUAUUAUGUAAUUGCCCUGCAUGGCAUCUGUGAAGUGAUGUCACAUCUGAGCGUGUGCAGUCAGCGCCGGUGGGGACAGAGGGCAGGAAGAGGAGCUUCAUUCUGCUUCAACGGUUCCUCUCUUCACCCACCGCAGACGGAGGCAGCAGGGCCAGCAUGAUAAUAAACGGAGACACAGACAGAAAAGAGAAGUCUGAGAGAGGAAACGGGGUUUGAGAAGUUGAAGACAGCUCUCUGGGGAGGAUGGAGGAAAAGUGGGGGAACUAAUAAACAUGGAGGAGGUGGAGGAUCCACGCUCCACGCUCUGUGAUGUGUGAUAGUUGAUAUUUUCUGCGCUCCAUUGAGUAUGAGAUGAUUCAUCCAGAUAAAAACCCACAAACUGCAGAAGCGCGUUCACGCUCCGCUCAUGCUCUCAGAGGUUCACUCAUCUGCAGCGUGUCAUGUUCCCGCUCUGUCCUGUUUUCCCCUCUGCAGUUUGUCGGGUGUUCUCAGCGCUUUAACACUCUACCUGUGCAUGCACACACCACGCUGCUCCACUUUCACCACCAGAACUUCAUAACGUCAGACUCACACGGUGAGUUAUGAACAUCAUGACGAGUUCACGGAGGGUUUUUGAUUCUGUAUGUUUUGCACAGAAUGAAAAAUUCACUUUAAAGCACUAAAACCUUCAAAAAUGUGUUUAUAGAUUUGAUAAUGAUGAGAUGUAGAGAAGAGGAUGUGCGCUCCUCCGGCUUUGGGGUUCCACCUGUGCACACAUCGGUCUCUGACAUCUGGCCUGUUCUCACGCAAAGGCAGAGAGGUCAACCAAGAGGGUCUUUGCUGCUUCUCGACCUGGUUUGGCUUUUUGCAUGUUGUGAAAAUGAGGGGAGGUGCACCAUCCCGGCCUCAGCUUUAACCCUGACUCUGAUCCUAACUCAUGGCUUUUAUAAAUGCUCAUGAAAAGGCGAGGAGAAGCUUAGUGACGAGCACAGUUGUUCUCUUAGAUGCACUGAAUCACUAGAAUCAGUUCGUUCGAAAGAUUCACUCAAAAGAUUUGUUCGUCGGUUCAGGAUUCAGCUUCUGGGACCGAGAGACGAGAGUGUUUGUCUGUGUUGCUUUGAAAACAGGUUUGUAAAAAUGAACUUUUUCAUAAAUCAUGAUGUUUUAAAGGGAUAUUCAGGCGUAAAGUUAAUGUAGGGUCAAACAAACCGCAAUACAGAGUUAAACACCCCCUCCAGAGAUGAAUGUUGUCGACCGCUUACUUCUCUAGUUAUACCAACUUUAGUAACGACCGCAGGAUAGAAAUACAGAGAGACACGCCCUCAACCAAAACGCCAAUCUAUAGCCACAAAUAAUGCUCAGAACAGCACCUAACUUCAUCAACAGGACAUAUAGGGUCACAGACAUAGUACUAGACACCAAACAUCUUUUGUGUGUGUGUGUGUGCAGUAGGGAUGUGCAUCUCCAUUACUGUGGCGAUUAGAUACCAUCUCGAUGCACUGCCAACAAUACGAUAUAAUUUGCGAUAAAUUGAAUCUCUGCCGAUACGAUACUCCAUGAUUCACCCGUGUUCUCGAUACGUUACGAUGAUUCACCUUCCAUCCCAAUAUGUUAAUUUUACCUCACUUAUCCUUCUGUAUGAACAUAUUUACAACUCAUGUUUACAUUUUCUGUAGUCAAACUUUUACAUCGAGCAUGUUUGACUUUUGAAAAGUAAAGAAAUUAAUAAUUUUUGCAGAUCCGAUUUUGUUUUUUUUGAGUGUUUUGUGAUUUUCUCGUUCUCACCCGUAUUGCUGUUCGCCUCCUGCACUCCGGUAGCAGCGAUUUUCGUGACAUUGAUACCAUGUUUUUUUCAAGCGAGCGGCCAUAUUUGUCACGCUGCCGUUGUGAGGUUUAGAAGCGCGACAUUCUUUACAAAUAACGCAUGUCUUGUCAAGUUUACCAUCCCUUGUAAAAUCCAAAGAACCUCCAAACGUUAGAUUUGAACUUUUGCUGCUUUCCUCCGCCAUGAUUACUGAAGAGUGUGCGCGCUCACGGCUUCGGUCCGUCUUCAGAACAAAUCGUGAAAAGGUGAUGGUGCAUUCAAGACGCCUCGGAAACACAUGAUAGAAUCCAGAACAACAUGGAAAAACUGAUGCAACUGUGAAGAUUACCGAUACAGACACGCAGCGAGCGAAGCAUCACGAACUUCAGCCGUCAUUGUACUUAAUUCUCGUGCACGUCUGUGUCGCGACCACGAUCCGUAUCGAUGAAUCUCCACAUCCCUAGUGUGCAAAUUAACAGAGGAAGUGCUCUCAGAACCGCCAAACCACUAAAUUUAACUUUUAGUCUGCAAAUCAGUAAUUAUCUUGAACCAAAGUGGGCCGGCUGAUCCUGAGUAGGAACCUAAAACCUCAUUAUGUUCGUAUUAUUUCACCGUUUGUGUCGCCUCGUGGUGCUCUGUGCUCAUUAGAGCGCUGGUUAUUAUCACCCUGAUUUACUUCACGGUGAUUUUCUGUAAUUGUUUACUACUUUUGGUCUCCCUUCUGUUGAAUUAAAUCCCCGUGUCUCAUAAUUACUCAGCACAUUUUGUUUUUAUGGAGAAACACUCUCUACCUUGGCAGCGCCUCUGUUCCAGAUAAAAAAGCUCUGCUCUGAAAUGUUUCUCAUCACCAUUCAUGGAUGCCGGAGCAGGCGCACAUAAAACACUCUUCUUUUUUCACACCAAUAACAGGCAGACAGCUUGUAGGCCUGAUAACGCAGGCAGACUCAGGAAUAAUAGCCCGAGUCCUGCAGAAACAGACAACAGUGUUUUAAAAUGAUAUUGUUUGUUUUCCGCGGCUCUAAAAAGCUGGAGGAGAGUGAGAUGGAGGCAGACAGACGGAGAUAACAAAGCUGUGUGUUUUUAAAUGAAGAAGCUUCGGUGUGGAAAGGAUGUCGCCCGGAUACAACAACAGCUUAGAAAUGUCACCGAGAAAGCAGACGUCCUCACAAAGAAACCCCGGAGAGAAGAAGAGAAAGGCUGUUCAUCCUCACAUACAGUAAAAACACCGAGGUUGAGCUGUUUUCAGACACACACAGACACACACAGACACACACAGACGCUGUAAAUCCCAUCAUCCCUUGGGGACGCUGGUGCUGCGGUAUUAAAACGACGAGAACAGAGGAGGAGAUGAAGGCGAACAAAGGAGUGACAUUCGUGUUUGAUGUGUCGGGAGGUCAGUGGGAGGGAUGCCGCUCCACCGCUGCGUCUCUCUGUGUCGUGACCUUUGAACAGAUCACAUGCACUCUCGUACCUCGCUGUGCGGACACACACUCCGAGCUGAAAACCUGUAAAUAUUACCCGCUCUAUAGGAAGUGUUUGUUCGUCUCUCUCUGAGUGAUUGAAUCUCUGAAAUGUCAGCUGACAGCCUCGACACGGAAACGUCUCUUAGAUGUGACAGCAGGUUAUUAGACUGAUGGAUGCAGCCGAGACGGAGAGGAGCCGGAGUUUAUGUUUAAAAAAAACAGGAAAAUAAUCGACUGUGAGGGGACGCAAUCAGAGACGAGAGAUUAAUUCACUCAAGUGCACAGAUUAAAUUUGAAGUGUGAAGAAAAGAGCUGCAGGUAAAAACUCCAGAGAGAAAACCGUCGUUUACUCUCCUGAACCCGGUCAGAGUUCUGAGGAGUAAAACCAUCAUUUACAGUUUUCUGCUCAUGGAGGUGAAGAGUGGACUCCUCUUCUUUUGAUUCUUCAUUUCUUAUAUAUUUAUAAGUGUUUGAUAAUAAAACAGUCGGACAUAAAGGAAACUACACAAACUUAAACAUACAUAUGCAACACAAACACACAGAGACCCCCGCAGUCUUAGAGUAGAGACCGUUUCUGGUCUCAUGUCUCUGAAUUUGCAGCCUUCAUGCGUCUUUCUUUAACUCACAGCAGGUUUGUCCUCCACAUCUUUCUGGGACUUUUGCACGUGUUUCUGAAUUUGGUUCUUGUUCCUCCCGGCGUAGAAACUUUUACUACUCAAGGAUGACGAAUAGAAACCAAACGAAAACAAAGAUCUGUGACGAGAGUUUGAAAACGUGACCUGAAUCUGUACGAGACCAUCGACUAGACCGCUUAAACCAUAGACUGUAUAUAGAACAGACGCCGUCUGCCUCCUCGCUGGGUGAAUCCACUCCGAGAACAGCGCCCUCUGUUGACGGGCUGCAGUAUAGGUCAUAAAUUUAUUACACAGAAUAUAAAUGUUUCUCCCUCCUGGUUGUGAUGUUGACAUGUAGUUACUCCAUCUGUUUUUAAAAGUUAUUCGGGGGUUGAUGUUUUCUAUGAUUGACACCUGAUACAGCCUAUAGGUGUACGAAGAUUGCGUAGCUCACCCCUGGGAUACGAAAAUACUGAGACUGUGAGGUGACCAUACGUCCUCUUUUACCCGGACAUGUCCUCUUUUUGGGGGGCUGUUUGGUUUUGUCCGGGGGAGUUUAUAAAAUCCUCCAAAUGUCCGCGGUUUUGUACAAAGUUUUGAGUUUGUGUCGCGUGGACUUACCGAGUCACCCCUAAUUUUCAUCGCAUCCGGAAUGGCUGCGGUUUCCGCCGUCUGCCAAUUCCUAACGAAUCAGUUUGUGAGGCGAAUUUCGUUGCAGAUUACAGACAGCGGUAAUCGCAAGAACUCACAAGAAUCCGCAGAUUCACGUUCAAUCGCGCGAUAACAAGUUGUCUCUCUAGAGACAGACACAUAGACAUAUAAGCAGUAGAUUGUGUCCUUCCAGAGGAGGAAAUCUACUUCUAGACUUCUAGAAUCAGCAUCUCCUCAUCCAUGGUGUCAUCGGGGUGAAAUGACGUCUAAAAACCUUUCACUUGUUCGUCUCCGCUCGUGUUAUAUUUUGAAAAGAAGCCGGAUGUUUUAUUUUGUGUCUGUGCCCGACUUCCUUUCCAGCACGGGUUAAUCUGUGAUGAAUUUAUCCGCCAUGCUCCGGCGUCCAGAAAAAAUAGAACUCUUGUGAUCAGCUGAGGAGUCCGGCGAUCCGCAGAGGAACGGAAAGAAGUCGGUGAAAAUUGACACGUUAACUUGAACGGUUACGAUCAGCAGAUACAACCUUUUCGUAGCCGUUCUGGAUUCAGUGGAAAUUCGAGGUUAGAAGCGUGUAAAAAAACUUAACCCAACCCGAAAAACUCUCAAAAUCUACUACACACGACUCUGGGACUCCGUGACUCCGCCCCUGCGUAUUCAGAACUCGGUCACCCAAGUCAACUUGAAAGUCGGGGUUCUAGUUUGUUGGGGUUGACUGUUGCUAAUGUAAUCUUAAUGCUAAUUCAAUCACAGACUGAAAAUAUCAUUCUCUGACACCGAUAACACUGGAGCAGAGUAAAACUACUUUACAUGCAGAGCUGACCCACAGAGCCCGGGUGACUCUGUUCAUCUCGGUUCCUCCGCCGGACGUCCCGCUGCGCUGCACAUCGAGCCUCUGGGGAUCUGUGAGCAGAAUAAACCCGACGAGGCCGAGGUGUUUCUGCAGAGAGCCUCAGGUGGAGCCGUCUGCUGUAAGAGACACAGACAGGCAGAGCUGCACUCCGAAUACUGAGGUGUGUUAUCUGCCACAGCAUGAACACACACACACACACACACACACACUCGACACAGGUGACACAGAGGACUGUCCUCUUGUUUCCACGGGGCUGCUGAACUCCGAUAAUUCGUCUGCUUCAGGGAGACGUGUUUCACGCUUGGUUGCUCUGAAUUACGGCUCGGUGUGUAAUUAGGUUACGUUACGUGGACGGCCUGCUAAUGUGGACGGACUCUCUACACCGUGUGGAUGUCUAAUCCUGGGAGGACUUUCUGAGGUGAUUUCAAACACUUCUGCAGAUUUUCUGGAGGAUCUCCUGUUGAGCUGCAGAUCAGCGUCAGAAUGACAGAGAGGCUUCAGAAACAGACGUUCAGGGAGUCGAACUCCGUCACAGAAAAGUGUUCGAAAUUUACAGAGGAGAUGAGGCCCGAUUUUACGAGCCCGGUUAUUUUUAAAAACGGAAACAUCGGCGUACCUUUGGCGAAAGACUCCACCAAGCUCUUUUGUAUUUAGUUUUCGGUGCAGCAGGUGCGUCACGCAUCUUUUGUCUCUCAUAUAGAGUUUCAUAUAGAGUCUUUCAUCUUUAGGUGAUGGAGGAGGUUUCUGGUGUUUCCUCCUCCAGCAACAACAGCCACUGGACACUCUUUGCAUAGUUUUGUUUUUUGAUCAUUGUCGGAUUUUCUAAAUCCGAAGAAUCGGCCGGGAACAAACGAUGUCACGACUCACGCCCUUUUUCAGAGCUACUUGGUUGGGUCAGGUUACCUCCAUUUGCUCGGUACUGCCACUAAUCUCUGCGUCCGCCAUGACCACCACCAGUGAAGCUGUUUCUUCUUCUUCAAAACUAUGACAACCAGUCUGCUGGACCCAAACCUGACCAAUCAAACGAGCGAACAAACUCUUUACAACACGCUGGUGAAUAUACGGAAACGCACCCAAACAGACGCGCUCAGAUGCAGCAGACAUCCGUUCUCUCUCUCUCUCCGGUGUAAACGGUAACGCAGAAUUUCUACCAGAAGACACUUUUAUUCAGUCACACGGUUUAUACCGUCAUACCACCGAACACCAGUGGAGAUUUUGGGAAACUCUGUUUUCACGUUAAAGAGAGAAAAACAGAGAUCUGGGUUUGCAGACGGCAGACUGGGUUUAAUGCGACGUUGUUUACAAUCUACGGUGACCAUGGAUGCAGAAUAGUGGUCACAUUUAUUCUUGUACAAUCCUUUUAUAUUUGAAGUGACGAUGUUGUUGUUGUUGUUGUUGUUGUUGUUGUUGUUGUUGCUGCUAUGCAAGAUUCUGAUUGGCUAACGUGGGCUUGAGCUUCUGGUUGCACUGCCGCCUACAGGUUUGGCAUGCUAUUGACGACAUAUAUAAACACGGAUUGGUGUGAACGAAAAGUCUUCUGAAAACGUAGUGGUGUGAGAGGGUGAAAUGUUUGUUUAUGGAAAAAGUCGGUCACGUGUAAACGUAGUCUGAGUCUCAGUCAGAGUGACAUACUCAGAGUUUUCACACAAGUUCGGUCCACGCCAUUUCUGGGACAGAGAACAGCAGCGAAGAGAGGAAGGAGGACCUUAUUUGAGAAGUUUCAAAGACUAAAAGGAGAAAUUUAAAUUCACUCCUUUAAAACUGAUCCACUGUGUGUGAUCUGCAACCUUCUCUGAAAAGGGCAGGGGGCGCUCAAGAGAGAGUCAGACAAACCAAUGUGAAUAUUAUUUUUGAUGAAAGCCGUCCUAAAAUGAUCUGUUUUUUUUCGAUUUCUGAGACCUGAUCUGGUCUUGGGUCAGUGUAGGGUGAAAACAGACACAGGCGGUGUCUUCUCUACAGGCACUCACGCCAGGUAGUUUAAGUCUUCAUAGUAUCCUUAUCCAAGUCUUUUCAAAAUAAAAGCUUCCAGUUUUUGCUGCCUUGUUCUGAAAAAUCCAGACUCUGUCGACCGUUUCAGAGGUUAAAGCAGGACUCUCUAAAAUCACAAUACUGGUUUAUCUGCUCGACUCGAACUCAUCAAUAGUGAUUUCCAGUGUUUCCCAGAAUAUGAACUCCUACAUAACAAACCUCUGAAUCAGCUGUGGGAUGAACAUGUAGGAGGGAAACUGAGAGAGAAGAUAAAACAGGACUGCGUUUCCCCGUCUCACUGAGAUCAGCCUGUUUUUCAAGGACAAAACUGAGACGCGUUUCUCCUGAAUAAUGAGACGCUGAUUUCUGAUUUAUAAACCUGCAGUGUUUUAAAAGCCGAGCUCUAAAUAAUGGGACCAGCUUUUUCACACUCUGUCAAACGACGGCCUUGAAAGGACGUCGAACGCGUCAUUUCUCUUAAUGGUUUCGUUCGCUGUAAGUGAUUUUUUCUUCUGUGUUUUGCCAAAAUACAAGAGCGGAGCUUUUAAUUCAGGCCUCUCUGGUGUCAGGGGCAAGUUGUUCUUUGUUUUGGCACCGACUCUGUGAGCAUUAGGAGGGCAUUUGAAUUAGUCUGAACAGGAUUUGGGGGAAGCAGUCACCAUGGAAACCAGCGUUUUUUUCCUCUUUCUAACGGCCUGCUCUUGAGUCAGAAGCGCCGGCAGCUGUAGGAUAACAUUUGGUUGUGUUUGCAUUCAGCUCUGCGACGACAAACCAAACAUGCAGCAGCAGCAGCGGCAGCAGCGGCAGCAGCGGCGGUGUUGUCCGUCCACCUGUCCUGAUGGAGGAUGAAGAAAUGACCACAAACAUCAUCUCUGCGUCGUUGCAUGUGCAGCUGAUGCUCGCCACAUCACCCCUCACACAGACUGUAGCUCAUCAGCUCCAUGCAGGUCACAUGUGUUGGGUCCAUAUGGGUGUUUUUAACCAUCUCCUCCACCCGUCUGUUCCCCUCUGACUCCUCUGACUCUCCCUGUUGUCACCUCCUCCCUGUGGUUGAUAGAAACGUGGCGUCAGCAGAAGAGGAGCGAUCGCUGAUUUUACCGGCGGCAGCGUUUCAGGGAGGAUUCCUCUCUGUCACACAGACUCACUCGUUCUUUUCUCACCAUAAAAACCGUCUCUGGACGUUUAAACUCCUGACCCUCAUCAGCUGCCCUCUGCUCUGGAGGUCAUGUUGAGAUUUUCUGUCCAUCCUGCAGAGUGAAUUCGAUCAAACGCCACUGACUGGAAAUGUUCAGUUCAGGAUAUUUCAGUGUUUUUUUAUUGGGUUUGUUUUAGUUAUGUGAUGCUAACAUGAAUAUGAGCAGCAGUGGAUCCCUGUGAGCUCGGUCUGUUUUAACGAGACACUGCUGAGAGACCCGGCAUGCAAGCUAGACUACAGUUUUCUGCAGACAGCGGCGAGUCUGACAUGCAGUUUAAGAGACUCCGACCCGAACUUUCAUCUUGGUUUUAGUCUUCACUGAAAACUUUCCUCCUGGGGUGCGCAGAUGGCCGAGCGGGUUAGAGCACCCCAUGUUUGGGGACCAUGGUCCCUGCAGCGGUCACGGGUUUGAGUCCGGCCCCGACUAUGUGCUGCAUGUCCUCCCCCCUCUCUCUCUAUCUCCCCACAUUUAACUCUUUUCUGUCAAUAAAAGGAAAAAAUCGCCAAAAAAAAAAAACUCCUCCUGUGUUCGGGUCUGUUUUUGUUUUUAAACGCCUAAAAGAACCACUUAAAUUCGCUUUUUUCGCAACUUUUUGACUUUGUCAGGAACCUCUACUUCAACAAAAUAAAAAAAUCAAAUUGACUAAAUUUUAAAAUGCUCUUAUUAGAAUUAUGGCACUUGUCGUGUUAGUGUCGCUGUUGACCCGGUUAGGUUAAUAUCUAAUAAUUACAGGGAAAGAUUAAAGUCAUAUGUGCACUGUUAGGCACCACACGAGCCGAGGUUACAUCUGCAAAAUUUCCUUGAUCUGAAUAAAAAUGUGAGAGAUUAGAUAAUCUGAAUGUUUAUAUGGGUGCAAGUCAAAUAAUCCAAUCAUGGCGUGCGUUUACUGCACCGAGUUUUAUUCGGACAUGUGCAGAGUUGUCUGAUUUUGCUCAAACAAACGCAGAAGAAGAAGAAGAAGAGUCGUAUUUACGCCUGUGCUGUCAACAAACCAUCAAACGCGGUCGUGGCUCACUCAAUCCGAUUCAGGAGUUUUUCCCUCUGUUUAAUCUUGUCGCUAGAUGGCGCCCUUGCUUACUUAUUUUACUGCUCUGUCAAAGGUCGUACUGUGCGUGCAGAUGUGACGUCAUUACGCUGUUUGAGACGACAACUGAAACCUCCUGAACUGACCUUUAUAAACAAAGAGAGAAGACUGAGUCAGGUUAGAGAGUCACGAUCAGAAUAAGUGUUUACACGGACGUGUUUCGGAACAACGAUCGGCAUAAACCACCCCUCUUGAUCGGAAUACAAUUUCUUUCUGAUUGAGUCGAGUUGGAUCAGAGUCUUCCGAUCGGCAUGUUUACGUGAUGUUAUUUUAUUACGAUCUGACAUUUAUUCCGAUUAUUUGUGCCGAUGUAAAUGCAGCUACUGACAGUCAGAUCCUCUUCCAAUCAUGUGAGAUUUAGGGGAUUCUCAUCUUGCCGUGUUUUUUCCUGCACAGAAAAACAACGUUGGCAUGUCCAGACAUGGUAGACAAGGUAACGUCGAGAUGAGAAGUAAAUCAGAUGAUAGAGAAUUGUGUUUUUAGUGUAAUUUUCAGCUGAUUUAAGACCUGUUAAUAUAGUGGGUGUGUAGUAAAAGCUAACGAUAAACUGGGAACUUUGAUAUUUAGGAUCUCAGUUUUGCAUCGAUUAAUCAUCCUUAAAAUGCUGCUUUUUUCUAGUGUGUGUUUGUCGUUUAUUUGCAAACACACAUUCAGCUUCUUUGCUUCUCUGAUUGAACUUGAAUGUUGAAGAAACAAACGACUGAGUCGAACACGAGCAGCAGAGCGCUUGUAAUGAUCUGUAUUAUUAAUAGACUGCAGGAAUGCACUCACAUCCACAUCAUGAAACAGUGAGCAGGCGCUCUGCGGUAAUAUGUAUGCAUCGAGGAUGGUAACCUUUACAAGACGAUAUAAGGUCACAUUUGCAUCUGACAUGAAAAUGCUCUUUGUGUCCCGAUCCUCUGGUGAGUGUGUUUGUGUGUUUAAGAGUAAAAGAAAGUGUCGUCAUGUUGAGUUUGAGCUUCCUGACCUCUGACAGAUUCAGGGUUUUGUCAUGAAUAUCUCCGUCUCUGACCUCCUCUCUCGUUCUUCACCGGGAUCUCUGAAUUUGGACGGUUUCCAGCGCUGCAGGUGUUUUCACCUUCCUCCCUGCAGAGCUUUACAUAACUUAACCGGAGCGAGGACGGUUACCAGGACUGAUGUUGGGGUGAAGGGGGUGAGUCGUCCCUUCCUGGAUUCUGUUCCCCUCAGCAGAGCACCAGGAUAGAGGAGGAGGUGUAACCGUCCUGACUCAUCCAGGGAGGUGUGUCUGCUCCGGAUCACAGCUGCAGCACAGACCGGGCUCUCUAAUGGACUGAGCUGGGCUUAUCUGAAUGCAGCAGGCUGAACAACAGAGACGCACUCAGCGCUGAUUGCUGGAAUCACCGCCUGUGAAGGCUGAACAUAACGCACAAACAAACAUUUAUUGUUAGGCCGAGCAGUUCGCAGCUGCAGACAGAGUUUGUGUCACACUGAGGCCGAGAGCCAGGAAGAGGAAGUUUGGACUCUUCUCAGUCCAUCGGCUCACAUCUGAGAUUCCUCCGUAACAAACACACCUGAGUGUCUCUGACAGGCAGAGUCACAGUGACUCAAACCUGGACUGGAGCUCAGCUUGGACAGUUUAGCUGCUCAGAGUUAAAACGUGAAAACAGGAGCUUAGACUCAACCUGUCACACAUCCAACUUCCUUUAAAGGGAUAUUCCGGAGUAAAAUUAAGUUGUGGUUAAACACACCGUAACACUCUAUAACCACAAAUAAUGCUCAGAACAGCACCUAACUUCAUCAACAGGACAUAUAGGGUCACAGACAUAGUACUAGACACCAAACAUCUUUUUAACUUUGACUCAUUUCUUUAGCAAAGAGACUAAACACAACUCACCUACUCUCUUCCAGCAGCCGCUUGUUUGUACGGAGACCUCUGCACGAGUCCAUCGACGAAAUCGGGGUGACGCAGCUCAAGGAAGAACAUUUAUGAUAAUUUCUUUAUCAUUUCCUUUAAGUAAUAAUCACCACUACGAACAAGCGUCUGCUGGAAGAGAGUAGGUGAGUUGUGUUUAGUCUCUUUGCUAAAGAAAUGAGUCAAAGUUAAAAAGAUGUUUGGUGUCUAGUACUAUGUCUGUGACUCUAUAUGUCCUGUUGAUGAAGUUAGGUGCUGUUCUGAGCAUUAUUUGUGGCUAUAGAGUGGCGUUUUGGUUGAGUGUGUGGCUCUCUGUAUUUCUAUCCUGCGGUCGUUACUAAAGUUGGUAUAACUAGAGAAGCAAGUGGUCGGCAACAUUCAUCUCUGGAGGGGGGGUCUAACUCGGGUUUACGGUGUGUUUGACCUUAACAUAAUUUUACACUUGAAUAUCCCUAACAGGCAGAAACCUUGAGCAGGACCAGACUCAUGUUAGACCGUCAUCUGCUGAGACUGAGCCGGGUUUAGAGAGGUAGAAUGAUGACAACGUUUCAAAACUGGGACUCCUUCGGUUCACUUUCUCACAGAGCUGUUUCGAUUGUUCCGUUUCCCUCAGCUCUGUUCGAGUUAAAGAUUUAAUACUCGACAAAUAACUCCUUUAGCUGGAUGAAUAAAUCAUAUCUUUAAUUUUUAGCGCUGACAAAUUACAAAAACAAGUUGUUUUGGGAUGUUGAAUCCUUCAUGCAGUGGACUCUCUGCAGUCUGACAUGUUUUUCAAAGUAAGUUGUUGAUCUAUCUGCAGUCCAAACAUUAAAUACUUAAUGAGGCGGAUUUUUUUCAAAGCUGCUUUAUUCAUCAGCUCGUUUUGUUUUGCAGCUUUUGUGAUUUUAUUUCUGCACAAGUCGCCUUAAAUGUGAUCAAUAGAUUUGUUUAAUUGAUUUAUUGGAGACUUGUAGCUGCUGUGUAGUUGUCAGGCGACCAGUUCAGCUAAUCAGGUCUUGACUCUGGUUCCUGAAGUGUUUUCAAAGCUCCUUUCUUUAGCAGGUCGAUGUUGUUCAGUUUGUAAAUAAAGAUGAAGCUUCCUCUCAGAUCUGCGGCGUCAAACUCAUCCCACUGUAAAAAUAUCCUGUUUGACUCUUUCUGUGCAUGCAGAACAAACACGUGAGCUCCUCUCCGGAUCGUCUCUGUUUUUUUUUUCCGCUCUGCAGUUCCUCUGUCUGCCCUCGGUUAGACUCAAAGCUGCUGCUCUUCAGCUUGCCGAGUUCCUCCGCCGAGAUUCUCCUGGGGGAGACGCUUCAGAGUACACCCAGCUCCUCGUCCUUCUCCUCCUUCUUUACAUCCUUUCUUCUCAGCUCUCGUCUCCUCAUGCUCGUUCCCUUUUCAUCAUUUAGUCAUCAGGAUGUGCUUCAUCUCUCUGCCUCGAGAGGCUAAAAAUGGUAACCUCCUCGGAGUGGCUGAGAGCUAUACGCUAUACUCGAAAAAUAAAAGAAGAGAGGGAGAAAUGAGGAGCAGGACUCAUCCCUCCUCUCUUUGUUUUGACUGUAAAUGUGCUGGAGUGUGUUUAAUGAGGACGAACAUGUCCCUCUGAACUUAACCGCCUUUAGCAGGACACAUUUGUCUCUUUGACUCGGGGCUCAUUACAGCUAACAGGAGGGAGAAUCCUCUCUAUUGCAUUUACAUUAGCAGUCAAUGCGAUUGAUUUCACACAGCCAGGGUGGAAAACACAAGCGCAAGGUAUUUUAGUGUGUUUCCUCCUCCCCCUUCAGCUAAAGUGGUGAGUUCUUUCCUGCUUCUGCAGCUGCUGCCCACACUCACACCUCUCCGAGUACUCGCCACAAAACGCUUCAAUGCAGGAAUAGACAUUUUUAUUCUAGAUGUCCUUUUCAGGAGAGCUCAGAGUGUUUCAGCCGGAAGAGAAGCAUCGUUGGAUAACCUCAAUAAUCGAUAGGCUUCAUGGGUAUUUUUCACUCGUGUAUAAAACACAUGAUUUUACACAAUUGGUUUGGUGUCUGCUCCAGAUAUUGAUCCUGUUAAAACUAUGACUAAUUAAAAAUCCAGCAUCUAUGAUUUCCAGUUCUUCGUUGAAAGGACAACUGGACUUACUUGAGACGUUUCGCCCUUGGCCGCGUUACCAGGCUCUCCUUUGUUGUUCAGAAUGCACCCACAGUGGUGCCGUGGUAUGUGGCUUUGGAACCAGAACCUUCUCAUCCUCCAUGCUAACCUCAAGUCGCUGCCCAUCCGACCAAGAUAAGAGGUAAACAACGUGUGGCUGCAACAGUGACGGUACGACUCGGAUUCAGGGUUAUUUUAGUCAACUUUGUGGAUAAAAUUUGAGGUAUUCCCCGACUUUGUGAGAACAUGUACUCGACAUUAUUUGCCUUGGACAUUACUCUGCUUCAUGUCCGACCUCCAAAAACCAAAAUACCUCCACACCACCGACGUUUUCGUGCCAGUGUUGUCGUUGACGAUGUGGUCAUCUGUUGAGCCUUCAUGGUCAUUUCUGUCGGGGGUAGCACUCAUUUUCUUUGUUUCUCACCAACAGUGCUGUCGGCUUCACCUGUUAAAGUGCUAUGGUUGGGUGUAGCUGCUGUCUGCUAUGACGCAGUUAUUUGAUACUUGGUUUGAAUUCAGCAACUCCUCUUUGCAUUGGCUAUUCAUAUAGCCUACCAAGAAAUGGCACCGUGCCGACUAUCGAAAAGCAUAUUGACCAUGUUUUAUGUUGACAUUGAGGGAAACUAAUUUUUGAGAUAUAUCGUUAUCGUUUUAUCGCCCAGCCCUACCUUCCUGAGAUGCUCCUUAACAUGAGGGGCCUGUGAUUUGCUGUUUUGGAGGAUGGAGAGGUGUCAGGUUAUCAGGGUUUACACGGUCACAUCUGAACUGUGACGUCAGGAGAGGACCAACAAAUGAGACACACGUUUUACUGGAAUCUGAAUUAAAUCUGCACAUUUCAUAUCAAGAUUCCUUUUUCCAGAUCGAUUUUCUAGUAUUGAAGUGUUUUUAUUUCCGUGUUGUUUUCUAUUUCUCUUCUCUUCAUACAUUCUGCCAGCCGGCCUUUUAAACAACAGUGUUCACACUCUGUCCAAUUAUACUAAGAGCCUGAUACUCUCCCAGAGCCAGUCGCAGCAGCUUUCAGAGGAUCAGCACAAACUGGCAGCAGGACCGGAGCUCUGCUGUGUGCAGUGCGUGUGUUUGUGUGUGUGUGUGUGUCUGUGUGUGUGUGGGGCUGGGUGGCACUGUUGUUGGCAGGAAUCAGUGUAAAAGAUUUAGAGCUGAAGGCAAUCCUGCAUGGCCGUCCGUCCAAUCUGUUUCCUUGGUAACCGUAACAUUUUCGAAGCCAUCGCGGAAUAAGAGAAAUAAAUCAUCCGCUGUUCGAAAUGCCCCCUGAAAUUGCGAACAAGAUAUUAUUUGCGAGAUUGCAUGCGGCGCACACGGCGGAUAAUUCAAACCAUCAAGGUCUGAAAAUUGGCUGUGCGGAUUCAGAACGGGGCUGAGAGAUGAAGAAAGAGAGGGAAACGUAGCCUGGAGGAGGAACUCGAGAGAGAAAUCCAGAAUCUGAGUGUGUAAAUAUUUAAAAUAAACCACAUUAAUAUUCCAUUUUUAUCAUAUUUGCAUCUCACCCUUAAUUAAAUCAGCAAACAUCAAACUGCGCUGGGAAAAUGCUGCAUUUAAGAUUCACAGACGGCGUUUGUUGGACUUCUCUUGUGGCUGAAAUUGUCCUUCAGGGCGUCUUUUGUUCUUCGUUUUAUCGCUCACUCUUUACAGAGUCGGUCCUGACCUCUCCGGAGCUCUGAGCAGAAUCCUGCUGAGCUGCUUUCCUAUCUGAUUCCUGAGCCGUGUAAAGCAUUUGUCACUGUCGCACAGUCACACCUGAAGACCUCUGUCCUUAAAGACACACAUGAGGGUCUCGGAGCAGAGGGCCUGGACGGAGCAGGACCAAGAAAAUAAAGAGUCCUGAUCCAUCUGAGGAGUGGACUCAGACUCGACUGUAGAAACUAAACAUCAUUUAGAGGUCAGUUUUGUAGUCAAGUCACCAAAAAACGUCGAGUCCAAGUCAAGUCUAAAGGGCUCAUAGGGUCACUGUAGAAGAAUGGAGGUCCAGUCCUUAUUUCUUGUGACUCGAUCCUGGUCGAGUCCCAAGACUUAAGUUUUGGAGUCGAGUCCAAGUCAUUAGAGAAGAACUUGAAUUGUGUCUGACUUGAGUCCUCAUUACCUGAAUCCAAGUCCAGUCAAGUCCUUAGUACCCGUUUCCAAGUCCAUUUUAAGGCCUUAUUGCCUGUCUGAGUCCAAGUCAAGUCCUCAUUUCCUGGGUCAAAGUUUUAGCUGUGUCCUUGAUACCCGUGUCCAAGUCACAAGAGAAGAACUUGACUUGAGUCUGACUUGAGUCCCCUUUACCUGUGUCCAAGUCCAGUUAAGUCCUUAAUACCUGUGCCAGAGUCCAUUUUAAGUCCUCAUUACAUGUCCAAGUCCAAGUCAAGUCCUCAAUACCCAUGUCUGAGUCCAAGUCAAGUCAGUGUUACCCAUGUCAUAAUGUGAGUGAGUCCUUACACUGACUUUGUCUGCAUUAAGGUCUGCGUUGAGUCCCCAUCGCCUUAAGUUAAGUCCAAGUGGAGUCCCUAAAGCCUGUGUACGAGUCCGAGUGUUAGUUGAGUUGUCAGGGUCCGAGUUAGUCAUCUGUACUAGAAUCUGAAUCCAAGUCGGGACCCUGUUACCUGUGACUCAGUCUAUGUUAGAGUGGGAUUACCUGUGUCAGUCUGAGUUAAGGGAUUGGUACUAGUGUCUUCAUCGAAAUGGAGUCCCUAUUAUCUGUGUCCGAGUCCAAGUCAUGUCCUUAUUCCCAGUUCCCAAGUCAGAGUUUGACACCAAGUCCUUUUUUUACCAGCGUCUCAGUCUAAGUCAAGUCUUUAUCAUGUAUCCAAGUGAGUCCUGACCCGUGUCUGACUCUGGUUCGAGUCAUCAUUGUUAUUAGUUUUACGGAUUUGGAGGUUUUCUCACUCUAAACUCUUGAUCGUUUUAACCUGGACUCAAUGACUUGUGUGAUCUUCUUGUCUCUAGCAUCCGUCACUUUGGCUUCAUGAUGGAAACAAAUGAUAAAAACAAGAAAGCACGAGUCAAGAGACAAGAAAAGUAACGAUAGAUUGGAAAUGAAAUACUGCACAAUAACAUACGAGUCAUCAGUAACAUACCAACCCGCAGUUUAUAAAGACAGAAUUGAAGUUUCAUCUUCCCGUCUAUCAGAUGAUUUCGUUUCGUUUUGCUGCUCCACUUUAUGAAAAUGUUAUAAAAAGCCGUUCGGUGCUCAGAGACGGGCCUUUGUUGCUUGGCGAAGGUGAUAAAUGAGCAUGUUUCCUGCACAGCGCUGUUGUGUUGUUUGUUGUGCAGCAGCCUGUUAUGUGUGUCUGCACAUUUCAUUUGUAGCAGAGACUUGAAGACGAGUCAUAAAUCAAACAUGUGAGUGUCUCUGAAUAGGACUGUCAUGAGACCUCCAGUUCAUGAUGUUCUCAGACGUGCAUUUCAUUAAACCGGAGUCCCCCUUAUUCCUCCGCUGAUUUCCUUUUCUUUCUGUUUGUUUCCUCCUGCAGAUGGCGCUCCGCUGAGUGAGCUGUCCUGGUCGUCGUCCCUGGCUGUGGUGGCCGUCUCCUUCUCGGGCCUCUUCACCUUCGUCUUCCUCAUGCUGGCCUGCCUCUGCUGCAAGAAAGGCAAACUCGGCUUCAAGGUGGGUUUCCACGUGACGAAGCUGCUGCGCCCUGAAACACACACGCUCAUUAAGUCCCAUAAAGCUUUAAUGGCGUCUUCCAUAGAGGUGUGCUCUGGCUCGCCGUGCCCGUAAGUGUUCGUGCAAAUGGACUUCACACGAAAUAUCAUCCUCUUAUCAGACCUCUAUUGUCAUUUCUGCUGAGAACACGUCGGAGGAAAGUGGAGAGCAGCAGACAAAGGAGGUGCAGAUUUAUGAAGCCGACGGAGGCCCGCAGCUUUCCAGGACCAUCAUGUGACAUUUAUUCAGACCCGUUUCUGAGCAGCCGGCUGAAACGGGUCAAGGCGCCGGAGAAAAUAGGACUCGGACCAAAGUUCGGCUGCCUUUAAACACAACUGUGUGAAGUGUGUGUGUGUGUAUAUUUACUGGGACGUAAAUACGAGCGCUGUGGAUCAGCUGAUUCACCCACUCAGUGUGUAAACUUAUUACCUUGUGGAGUUGUCUUGUAAACAAACAUAUUGCUUUACCUUCACUGCGAUCCUGUGAGGGCAAACAAAACACCUUCAUGUAUCUCCUUCUUCACGCAUUCCUCACAUGUAAAUCAGAAUCUAAAGUUCGUUUUAUUAUUUACUUUAAUUUCUCUUCUUCUCUUUCUUUCUGGCACGUUGUGUGUCUCGGCUCGCCGGGUCGAGCAGCUGUCAAGCAGCAUAAACCAGGUCACGUCAUAUAGAUCGUCUGCUCCACAUUUACAUCGGUCAGCAGGAUCCUGUUUCAGGUCACUAAAGCGCCGGUGCGUAUAUUUGUCCUCUCCGCCCACCGGACAGUAGAAGAAUAAAAACUUUAUUUCUCAGUCCUACGAGAGGUUGAAUCUGAACAAGUUUCUCAUCCGGAAAAACAUCCAACAUACAGUCAAAACCGUGUUUUUAUUCUUGGUGUGUAUGUCGUCUAUGUCUUUGCUGAAAUGCUCUGUGUGUUUUAUUGCGUGACCAUGUUCUGAAUCCCCAAAAAGAGGACACGACUACAUCGGAGUCACGGAAGUGCGCGUUGUAAAUUUUGAGGGGUUUCUCCGCCCUUUCUUCUGUCGGCUUGCGUUUUCUUCCCACUUUUAGCGGCGGGGCAAGCAGAAGUGUUUUUUUUUGCGUCCUUCUCCAUCAGGGCUCCUGUAGCUAAGCUGCUACGCUACUUUUAGCCGCUCAGAGCUCCGAGGAGGGCUGGGAGAGUGGGAGGGGUCAAGUUGGAACUACGGGAGAGGGGUGUGUCGAAUACAGCGAGGUGAUUGGAUGGAGUGACAGAGCGUAAACGGGCGAGGACAAACAAGUGAAAGGUUUAUAGACGUCAUUUCACCCCGAUGACACCAUGGAUGAGGAGAUGCUGAUUCUAGAAGUCUAGAAGUAGAUUUCCUCCUCUGGAAGGACACAAUCUACUGCCUUUAUAUCUAUGUGGCUGUCUUUAUAGAGACAACUCCACAGAUUCUUGUAAGUUCUCGCGAUUCCCGCUGUCCAUAAUCCACCACAAAUUUGCCUCACAAACGGAGCCAGUAGGAAUUAGCAGACGGCGAAAAUUGCCGAUGUUCCAGAGCUGUUCCAGGUGCGGUGAAAAUCGGGGGUUAGUGGUGUCCAAAGUUCGGAGGACAGAGUUCACGUCUGUUUCUGUGUCCUCAAGCAGCCGAAGUGAGUCAGAAAAAUUACCUGAUGAUGCCAAAACUCCAGGAUCACACGUUUGAGAUACAUCCUUCGCUCACUCUCCUCCUCCUCCUCCGAGGAAAGCGUCUCUGAGUCACAUCCCUACGCGGGACUUCAGAUGUCUAAUUUGCACGUCUCACUCUUCAUCCUAUUAAUUUAUGUUGAAUCAUUACAGCGGCAAUUAACAAGAUUCAAGAGGAAAUUGCAGAAACGUUUCUGCUGCUGUGACACUGAAGUGAACCACAUGAUUAGUGCUGUCGGAUGAGUUUCCUCGCCGAGUCAGAGACAUGAAAGAUUGUUUUAAUAAUGAGGAGCGAUCGCCCGCGGGUACGUUUCCAUCUUCUCUUUUUGUUCUCCCAGCCCUUCUUCGCUCUAUUUUAGAUCCUCUCUCCUCGUAAGAAACACAAACGCCGACUACACGAGUCUUUGUGACGGCGUUACAUAACAUCCUGUUCUUUCUGGACGUGUUUUGAAGCGCGCCUCUCCAGUUGUUGUGGGCUGUGAGACGGGAUUCAGCAUCUUUUAAAGAUACACCGCAUUGUCAUCAUCAUUGGCGUGUUGGACCACCCAGCUGGGACGUGUCAGGGUGUGUCUGAGUGAGGGGCCAGGGUGAGAGGAGGAGGAGGGGGAGAGAGAGAGAGGGCGCGAGGGCGUGAGGAAGGGCAUACCCAUGAGCCCACAGUGCAUCCGGCCUCAGGGCCCCAUCUGGAAUUAGACACAGCCUCUCCCAGAGCAGGAAGAGGGGAUUUCAGGGAGAGACUCACGAAAAGAGGAGAGGAGAGAACAGCUUUCUGCUCUCUGAGUUCAGGUUUUACCUCCUGAAGAUGAAGUCGAGUCUGCUUUUGGAAAAGUUUGAUCCACUACAAGAAACUCUGAACAUCGGAGGAACUUUGUGCGUUUUCUUUUUAUAAGAUUGACCUGAAGAGACGGAAGUGUGACGCAACUUUGCAGAUAAACAAACUUGAAAUCGGACGAUGAAGCAGAUACAGAUCCCAGCUGUUCAACGCCUCCGUUCCCACUUGAGCGAAUCAGCUAGAAUCCGGUCAUUCCUUCAUAAUAUAUGAUUCGCAGUGAUGUCCGGAGCGCCUGAGAAACUCCUCCCCUCUGUGAAAUUCCUGAUGUUAAAAAAACUUUUACGGUGGAUUUCAGAGAGCUUCCUGAGAAGAUAAUAAACUAUUUCCUUCAUUUCGAUUCAGUCGUGAUAGGUUUGUCUGAAUCAGAGUCGUGUUAUUCCGCUAGAAUGUACUUUACUGGUUCUCUGCAGACGUGUUUCUCUGUUUUCUGCACAUGAUGGAGAGCUUGUUGUCACUCUCAGGUUGGAGUUUCAGUCCCGUGAAGCAGAACAUACCUGCAGACUGUCUAACUAACGCAGACUGAAGUCUUUUAGUCCUCUAUCAAUUAGGGCUGGGCGAUGAAACGAUAACAAUAUAUAUCGAAAAUUAAUUUCCCUUGAUAUUGAUAUAAAACAUGGUCAAUGUGUUUUUCAAUAGUUGGAAUUCUGCCAUGUUUUGGUAAACUAUACGACUAGCCAAUGAAAAGGGGAGUUGCUGAAUUCGAACCAAGUAACAAACAACUGCGUCAUAGCAGACAGCAGCUACACCCAACCAUAGCACUUUAACAGGUGAAGCCGACAGCACUGUUGGUGAGAAACAAAGAAAAUGAGUGCUACCCCCGACAGAAAUGACCAUGAAGGCUCAACAGAUGACCACAUCAAUGUCAACGACAACACUGGCGUUACGAAAACGUCGGUGGUGUGGAGGUAUUUUGGUUUUUGGAGGUCGGACAUGAAGCAGAGUAAUGUGGACUGUAAAUUAUGUCGAGUACAUGUUCUCACAAAGUCGGGGAAUACCGCAAAUCUUUUUCACCACCUGAAGCAGCGCCACGCCGCAGAGCACACGCAAUGCAAAAGGUUACAAACCCCGAGAGGAGCAAGGAGCCCAUGGCGCCUGAAACAGACGACCAUUCAGUCUUCUUUCUCUAGAGCAACGCCUUACGACACAACGUCAAGUAGAUUAUUGUGCUGUAAAAGACAUCCUACCAAUGAACACUGUUAGAUUUCAUUUAAGAGUAACGGGGAACAUUUAGGAUUGACAAGUGAUUUUUUUUUAAUGUUGUGACAAACCUUUUCCCGUAUCACCCAGCCCUACUGUCAGUCUAAAUCUUGUUUUUGAUCGCUGGUCUUAUAAUCCAUCCUGUCCUUCUCUGCUCUCCAUUCCUGAGUUUGUUUAUUUAUUUGUUUGUUUGUUUGUUUGUUUGUUUGUUUGUUUGUUUGUCACCACCUUAAAAAUGACACGUUGCUCCUCACACUUUCUUUAAAUUGAUCAGAGUCUCUGUUGCCUGAUACAAAUUCACGUCCUGAUUUCCGUCGCUGAAGUGAAGACUCUGCAGACGGUGUGAAAGGCGGAGUUUAGGGGUUAAGUUCGAGGAGGCAUGAAGUUCAGGGUCAGGUUCAAAGGUCAGGGAUGAAAGCAGCCAAUGGACCCCCCCCAGAUGUAAAAAGUGUGUGUUUGUGUUUGUGUGUUUGUGUGUAUGUGUGUGUGAGAGUGUGUGUUUCCUUGGUGGAGUGGGGCCCUGCAGAUGUUCUUUGGCUUUUGGGAGAGAGGGAGAAAGAGAGGUAAAGAGCGAGUGAUGUCACAUGUAUACUAUGCAAGGACCCCCCCUCCUCCUCCCUCCUCCCCUCUCCUCCCCCCUCCUCCUCCUCCCACUUGUCUCUUUUUUCUCCCUCACAUUUUUGUGGGAGCUCAGUUUCUGUUUUCUGUGAACUGGGAGAUGGUGCUCCUCCUUCUUCCUCUCUCCCCCCCUCUUCCUCUCAUUUUCUCCCCCUGCAUCCCUCCAUCCCUCAGCAGAUCCUGGGGACAGUCAGUAUUCAGCCACAAAGCCUCUUCAUCCUCUUCUUCUUCCUCCUCCUCCUCCUCCUCUUCCUCCUCCCUGCGCUCAACAAUGAGACUCUCUCUGCACAAUGGUGAUGCCUUUCUCUGCAGGAGCCACUCUUCCUGGCACUGCCAACCUCCCGCAGCCCCGCAUCCUCCCUAUAAAAGAGACCCCGGGGGGGCCGCCGGCUCUGAGUGUGAGUGUGUUAAAGUGUGUGUGUGUUUGUGUGUGUGUGAGGCAAAGAGAGCCGCAGACGUCUGACAUGUCCUCCUCACCUGCAGACUCUAAGGAAAGGUAAGCUGACUGGAGAUGCUGCGGGGUCACAGGGACGGCCGGGCUCGUUUAACCAGUGAAGGGGUUAACUGGGUGUGAUGGUUUAAGAGGGAAAACCGGGACAAACUAGAACAAGCAUAAGAAAUACUAAAGGGAGUUUUCUGCAUGAGUUAUUGUGUUUUAUUUUUCAUAAUUUGAUGUCAUUUUGUUGGAGAAAAAUGUAGAUUUGUCGUUUAUUGUCUAGUUUUUGCUUUUUUGACGCUUUUGCAUCAUUCUGGUGUCGUAAAAUUUGAACGUUUGCUCGACAAAGAUUUUGCGUAAUUCUCAGUUUUUGUGAUGAUCAGAUUGAAUGAUGUUGAAAUGUGUGAAUUCUCUCCCUGGAAGGCUGAGAUUUGCAGCAGAUGUAUGGAAAAUGAGAGAUAACAGAGCUGUUCUGUAAAUGCUGGUAUUUGCGUGCGUGUGUGUGCGUGUGUGUGUGUGUGUGUGUGUGUGAGAGUGUGUGUUGAUAUGAGUGAGUGAAACCACAUGUUGUAUGGGAGGGCGAGCGGGGCCGUGUGAAGAUUUGGAUUUGAGGCCAAGGGAGGGUGUGCAGUGAGGGUUGUGUGUAUGUGCUCAGAUUCUUCAGGGACAGGAUGAAGUGAGAGAUGGAGGUGUUUGUGUGUCUGUGUGUGUGUGUGUUUGAGUGUGUGUGUAUGUGUGGGUGUUGCACAGGGCUGCAGAGGGUCACAUUUUUCCAGUGUUGGGACUCCGCUGCUCUCCAGCUCCCAUCUAAGAGACUUUUAUUCUGACAUCCGGUCUGUGGACGCAGCCAACUCCCUCCUCUCUUCUUCAUCCUCGGCUUCAUCAUUCAGCGUGUCGACAGACGGAAUCUUUCAGAGCUCAUCAAUUUAUACAGAGAAGAUUAAAAAAAGUAUUAAACUCACUCAAAAUUAAAGGGAUAUCCCGGCGCAAAAUUAAUGAUCAUUUAUCAUUUAUUUAUGAUCAUUUCUUGAUCAUUUCCUUGCGGUAAUCAGACGCGGUAGUUCUUCUGUCUUAGCGUCUCGGUCUGAUUGUAUUUUCAUGAAGAAAUGAAUGUAAAUGUUCUUCCUUGAGCUGCGGCACCCCGCUGUAGUCAAUGGACUCAACAAGCGGCUGCUGGAAGAGAGUAGGUGAGUUGUGUUUAGUCUCUUUGGUGGCGUUUUGGUUGAGUGCGUGGCUCUCUGUAUUUCUAUCCUGCGGUCGUUACUAAAGUUGGUAUAACUAGAGAAGAAAGCGGUCGACAACAUUCAUCUCUGGAGGGGGGGUCUAAAUCAGUGUUAUGGUGUGUUUGACCCUGAAUUAAUUUUACACCGGAAUAUCCCUUUAAAGAGGUGUCUGAAGAGGGACACCAGUUCUCACUCAGGCCUGAUCUUUGACGGUGUAACCUCAGACUAAAAUGAGUUGAUGAAAUGCACUCGUGUCUUUUGACCAUUUUAGGGACUUUGACUUCGUCUCAGAGUCACUCUAAAGGUUCGCUGUCUCUCCCAGAGACAUUUUGACAUUUUGACACUUUAAAUGAACGCACACAUAAAAUAUUGUUCAAAGUGAUUAAUUUUGAAGCUGUUCGUCUCGAUAUUCUCUCUCCACGCUGGCCGCUCAUCUCCUUUGUUUGCAGUUUCCUCCGAGUGUAAAAUUAGGGUUUAAACGUAUUUGCAGAUCUCUACGGCGAGCGCCGAGAGUUUGAUCAGGCUGUCAAAGGGUCCUGUGCAAACACUGCUCUCUCUCUCUCUGCCACUCAGUUGUAAUGACUUAUUGAUUAACCUCCUGCUUGGUGCCAUUUGAGGUCCGUGGAGCUGAGAGCUCAAAAAUAUCUCUUUCGAACGGGAUCAUUGUUGUCGUCGAGUUCGAGCGAGUCUCUCCAGGCUCCUCAGCUCUGAAACGGUCUGGCUUCAUCGCAAAGAAAAGGAUUUGGAUACAUGAAAUCAUCGUACAAAUCAUCUCGGGAUGAAUCAGACGGGCUUUGUUUACGCUCUGACGUUCCAACCAGUCUCACAAACACACCGGACCGGGCCAGAACAGCUUGCAUCAGAUCAUCUCAGUUCUGCUUUAGGGAUCCAGCCAGAAUAUCAACAAACCAUCCGUGCAGCCAGUUAUUACCAUGAUAAGCUGCAGACAUCAGUGUCACGUUAUAGAUUUGGACUUAGAUUUAGACUUUGGACAUUUUGCAUGAAUACUGUCCACUUUAAGACCUUAUUACCACCGUUAUACGUCAGUCUUCAUGAAACAGGUCUGAAUAAUUUGGGUUAAAAUCCAAUCAAACGUAAAUCUGAAGGUUUGACUCUUUUUUUGUGUUCGUCCUCCAGAAAUUCAAGAAUGUGGACGGGGAGGAGUACCACGCAGACAUGUCCACCUUGGCCUCGCCGGCCUCCCAGGGCAGCCCGGACGUCUACAUCCUGCCGCUCACAGAGGUGUCCCUCCCUGUGGCCAAACAGCCGUCCAGAUCAGGUGAGUCGAUGGCGGCGAAAGAGGAGCGCUGAAGCUCUGAAUUGAAGUUUGAUCUGUUGAACUUGAAGGUCUCGAGGCUCUGGACUGUAAAAUAUGUGUCCAAGUAAAGAUUUUAACUUGUGUUUUAGAUCUGCACAUUUGAAAUAACUCACAUUUUAAAAUCUACAAACUUCCUCAAACUUCCUCUGAAAAAAAGUUGAACUGAACAAAUGAAGUUUGUUCCACUUGAAAUGAUUUGCUCCGUGUUUUUACAGCCUGAACUCUUUAAAGGAAAAUAGUUUCCAAUGAAAUAAAUAAACCGAGGAGAGCUGAAGAGGACGACUUUCUUCACUGAGUCCAGAUGAAGUGAUUUUAACUUCUCUGAUAAAUUAAGAAAAUGUUCAGAACGGUGGAAAGUUAACAAAAGUCACCAAGAACUUUUUAAGAGAAGGUUCCACAGAGAACUUUUAACCUGUUCUGAUGGUUCGUUAAAGAACCUUUGUGGUAGGGCUGGGCGAUAUAUCCUCAAAUCAAUAUCCCGAUAUAUUGAUCAGGUCACCUCGAUAAUGAUAAAUGGACGAUAACUACUCCACAAACUGCUCACCUCCUCCCACAUUAACUUUGUCUACUUCAGCCGCUACAACUUUUUCUCCGUCCUUCAUCUCCUCACCUGUCUGUCCCUCACGUGACGUAGGACAGCGUCUUAAAGGGACAUGAGACCAUAGCCUACCUACACACAUCCAAAACCAACUUAAAUUAAUUUAUUUAUUUUGACACUGAAUAUACCGAUAUGAGAAAAAUGACGUCGGUUAUUGUUGUAAAUUUCUUUAUCAGUAAAUUUUCGGUUUAUUGCCCAGCUCUAGUUUGUAGGUUCUCUAAAAAAAACAUUUUUGGUUCAAGUUUGGACUUUUUACUUUUCUGAGUGAAGGAUGUGGAGAGUGUGAUUUCAUUAUUUCCAGAAAGACUAAAACUCUAAAAAUCUCCGAACCCGUACUAAGAGGAGUUGAGUUUGAUGCUUCAAAGCUAACGUCUCAUUUUCAUCAUAUCCAGAAUGGAUCCGAUCUGAAAUGAAUUUCGUGGCGGAUUACAGACAGCGAGAAUCACGAAAACUCACAAGAACCUGCAGAUUUCUGUGCAAUCGCGCCAUAACAAGUUGUCUCUAUAAAGACAGACACAUAGACAUAUAAGCAGUAGAUUGUGUCCUUCCAGAGGAGGAAAUCUACUUCUAGACUUCUAGAAUCAGCAUCUCCUCAUCCAUGGUGUCAUCAUGGUGAAAUGACGUCUAAAAACCUUUCACUUGUUCGUCUCCGCCCGUUUGCGUGGUGUGAAAUACGAUCCUCCUGAAACACGGAGUGUUUUAUUUUGAAAAGAAGCCGGAUGUUUUAUUUUGUGUCUGUGCCCGACUUCCUUUCCAGCACGGGUUAAUCUGUGCUGAAUUUAUCCUGCAUGCUCUGGUGUCCAGAAAAAUAGAACUCUUGCGAUCAGCUGGAAAUUGAGACGUUAACUUGAACGGUUACGAUCACCUACGAUUGGAGAAUACGUUCUUUUUGUAGACGUUCUGGAUUCAGUGGAAAUUGGUGGUUAGUCUCGUUAUGAAGUCACGAUUAUCCCACAUUACGUCAGCUGAUUGUCACUCUCAUCCGUAUCAGCUGAGAGCUAAGUUGGUUUUCAUCUACAAACUUUUAAAAUCAGAUCCAGCACCGGCUUAACGAACUAGAAACAAACUCAUAAUCCUGUCAAAGUCACAUCAAAUUUGAGUCCCGGAGAGAAAAUGAGACUGAAGUUUGAGCCGAUAACUCCGACAGGAUUCUUGUUUUUAAUCAUUCAGACACAGAAAAAGAGUUUUGAAGUUUAAAGUUCCCCAGAGGUUCAACACGCCUCCUCGCCGUUUCUGAUCAGUCGAUCUUUGAAAUCCCGUCUCCACGUUUGAACAGAUUUGCACGCUCUGGCAGAUGAAUGGCUGGUCCAAGAACAUCCAAUCAUGAUAUCACGUUUGAUGCUCUGUCACAGCUUCAGAUUCACGCCUUCAGUCAUUUACUACAAAAACUGAUGCAAACCUUACGACGGCUUUGAAAAAGAUCCAGAGCCUUUCUCGCACACACGCCAGAACAUUUGGAGGGUGUGAGCGUCGUGUCGGAGCGAGGAGGAGAGCUGGUGUUUGUCAAAGUUUGUCCCCGGAGCGAACGCCGCCCUGACGCUGGCCCUGGUCAGCUGGGCCUCCACCUAUCCCACAAUCCCUCACGGCAGGUCCCCACAGAAUGAACUCUGUGCUCUUCAGCUCUCAAACAUCUGCCUGUUGCAUAAUCAGGUCCAGGCGGCCAGCCUACACUGCUGCUCGCAGGAAUGUGAAGUAUGUGAGAGCACAAAACCCCAGUGAGAGAGCGAGCCGGCGCUCCUCUUCCUCUCUCUGCUGAUGUGCGACAAUGGAGCUUGUUGUGAGCUAAUGGGCUGAUGCCGCCCGAUAAACUUAUGACACUGGGGUGCAGUUAGACUUAAUGGAUCAUACCCACGCAGUUAACCAAGGAUUCAAUCUGCACCAGAGCUCAGAAACAAGUUCACGUAAACUUCUGCUGUGAUUUAUUCAGACAGUUUGACCCUCACAGAGCAGGAGAUCUGGUUAAGUCGGAGCACGUAAAAACCAAAAGACUCUGAGAAAGUCCUAAAUCUCAGCUCCUUCAUCUGAAUAUGUUUGCUCAGUGAGAAACUGUGUGCUGACUUUGUUCUGCGGAUGAUACAAACCAUAUGCUCUUACGGCAUCGCAGAGGUCAGAGAUUCAUAACUGCACCUUCAGGACCGCCUCGCCCACUGACAUCAUGAGAGGAAAUGGUUUUUGUUUCUGAGGAGAAACGGAGCGAUCGGACUCGUAAAUCUCAUUUCCUUCACUCUCCUGUUUCCCUCCCACCCCCUGAUAUCUUCGAGCUUCACUCUGACUGUUCUCGCUCAAGUUGAAGUGAAAGUUAAAUAUGAACAAACGUUUUAUAAGAACGACUUUAUAAGAGGAUGAAAUAUGAAAACCAAAGAGCUGAAUGUCUAAAGGAGCAGAGAGGGAAACUAUGAAAGAGGGUUAGAGCCACAAGAAGAGAAAAAAUGAUCACAGGAGGGAGAUUUUUUUAUUUUUAAUUUUGAGAUUAAAGUUGAAAUUUUAAAAAGUUAAAAUUAAAAAGAUUGAAAUUCAUAGAUACAUGUCAAUUUCAAGAUUAAGAAAUCGAAAUGACAUGAUUAAGUCGAAAUGUCAACUUUGAUCUUAAAUUUUAAUUUUUUUAAUCUCAAAUUUUGACAUAAUUCAAGACAUUUAGUAAUCUCAAUUUUAGCUUAAAUCUCAAAAUUUCAAUUUUAAUCUCAAAAUUUUGACUUUGUUGAUAUUAUUUCAACUUUUUCAAUCUCAAAAUUUAGACAUUAUUCACGAUUUUUAAUCUUGAAAUUUCGACUUUAACUUUGAAAUUUCAAGAGUAAAGUAAAAAUUUUGAGAUUUGAGUUGAGUUGAAAAAUCAAAAUUCACGAACUAAUAUGAAGUUCGAGAUUAAAAAUCGAAUUUACAUGAAUAAAGUCGAAAUGUCAAUUUUGAUCUCUAAUUUUAAUUUUUUUAAUCUUGACAUUUUGUAAUCUCAAAAUUUCAAUUUAAAUCUCGAAAUUUCGACUUUAUUGACAUAAUUUUAACUUUUUAAUCUCGAAAUUUUGGCCUUCAUGUCGAAAUUUUGACUUCAAUCCCAAAAUUCCGACUUUAAACUUUUAAAUUUUAUCUCGAAAUUUCGACUUUAAUCUUAAAAUUUUAAUCUCUUUCCUGUAAUCAUUUUGUUCUCUCUUCGUGUGGCCCUAAUCCUCUUUCAUAUAAAACACUUGGUUUCAGCUUUUUAAGGAGAAUCACUUAUUUUUAAACCUGCCUUGACUUUUUAUGUCCAUGAAACAGAGUGGAGUUCCUCACACGCUCAUGGAGAGGCAGGGAGCUCGAUUCUACGCAGAUGAUAACCAAAUUUGUAGCAAAUCAUGUUUUAAUCUUUCGUAUUUUUUCGCUGUGGUCAGAGUUCGUCCUCAGAAGUUUUAAGAAAGAGAUGGAAAAGAUGUUUUUCUGGUUAUCAGAGACGUGGAAAAACAAUCUGGGCCUGAGCUUUUAGAGGAGGUACUUCGAUUUGAUUGUAGAGAAACGACUGGAGCAGUUUGAAAUCAUCUUCAAGCAUGAGGAGGAGAGAGUCUGGAUGUUUAGAAGGUCAACAAAAGAAGUAAGGUCCUCAAAUAAACCGAAGCUGCAGACGACAACACAGAGGUUUUAAAGGUGGGGUCCUAAGAUUGUGGUCCUGUAGCUGCAGCCUCUGUCUCUGCAGGAAGGCUGUUUGUGCAGCUAUGAGAGGAUGGUUACUCAGCCGAGUCUAAUCCCAUCAAUAUGAAACAGACACGGGUGAAAACCUUAAAUAUGAGGGCAUGACCACGUGAGAAGACGAGCACAUGCGAUCAUAUCUGCGGGGGUCUCAUGUGGUCUCUGAAUAGUCUUGUAUUUGUCAGAAAACGCCGCCUCAGAAACCGUGAGUGACGUCAUUCAGCAAACCUCCAUGUUUUUUUCACAGUAGAUCGAUUUUCCACCUGUUUUCUGAAAAUCUGUGUCCGUCUUAUUCUGGACUUUCUUUGUGAAAACCCGGUCCUGUUGGUCCUGGGUCUUCGAUUACUGGAUUGCCCCUUUGAGUAAACAGGAUCUGGAUGCUGGUCUGAUUCCUGAGCGCUGAGGUCCACAUUUUCCCGUCUGUCUCCUGUCGUCCCGCUGUGUUCUGAGCUUGUUGAGGGAUUAUGUGAAUAGGUGGAGUCCCCCUCUUUGAGACAUCAGUAAUGUAAGAGUUUGGCUCGGUCUAAAGCCUGGUCCCUGAGCAGGACCCGCCCUGAUGCAGCUGUUCUGUGCUGCAGGCUGCGUUGUAAAGCCUAAUGGAGCUCACACCCAUUCAGAGAAGACAUGUAAACAGCUCCACUAAGUGAAAACACACACAGAGAAACACACAAGGAGCGAUCGGAGGAAAACAAGGAGAGUUUCAAGGUCAGGUGACGUCACAAACACCCACCUGAGACCCUCACCAGGUACAAAAACACGAGGCGUGAACUUGGAUGAUCGUGGAGGCUGGACUCAGAUGAACUGGACUGGACUGGAGUGGAGUGGAGUGGAGUGGAGUGGGGGAGUUUAAUGUGAAUUCCAUUAGACUCUUGAGUGCUUUAGCUGCUGUGUGUCUCUGCAAACACUUCCUGGAUCCUGUCGAGAUCAGAGCAGACGCACUCUUCAGAGAGAGGGACGCUCAGAGGUGAGGGGAGAGAGCAGACGGACCGAGACGAUGACACCAUGGAUGAGGAGAUGCUGAUUCUAGAAGUCCAGAAGUAGAUUUCCUCCUCAGGAAGGACACAAUCUACUACUUAUAUGUCUAUGUGUCUGUCUUUAUAGAGACGACUCGUUAUCGCGCGAUUGAACGUGAAUCUGCGGGUUCUUGUGAUUCCUGUAAUCGCCACAAAAUUCGCCUCACAAACGGAUCGGGUAGGAAUUGGCGGUCAGCGAAGAUCUACGCCAUUCCAGAUCUUCGCCGUUCCAGAUUCAGUGAAAAUUGGGGGUUAAGACGAAUAUAUGAUUUCUCCGUAAGACAAAGAGCAAACUCAGCGUCCGUUUUUAUAAAACCAAAGAGGUCUUUAAACUGAUGUUUUAAUCCCUGAGUGUCCUCUCGGCCCUCGUUGUCUCUUCAUCAUUAUGAAUUUUCGAGGUUAGACCGAUGGCGUAGGUGUGACCAAAGCUCGCCACUGUUAUCUCCAAACUCAGUUCAUUCUUCUGUCACACAGCAGCAGCUGGAUAAUAGCUCCAGUGUGUGCUCACUAACUGGUCCUAACUGGUGCCAUGCUGCCCUACGCGGACAGACAAUGGCGGUUAUUCUGCGUCAACCCAGAGAGAGAGCGUGAGGGCGUGUAAGGAAUGACCAGCCCGGGGAAGGAGACAGGGGCGUCCAAUAUGGCCUCCACACAGUAACGGGCCUGUGUGGCGGUCUGAGAGCUCCACAAAGACGUGUCUGUCUGAGUCUGAGUGUCAUCGUGGGAGACACAAAGGGGACAGAGGGGGACGGAUGGAUGGAGAGGGGGGAGAGAGAGAGAGAGAGAGAGAGAGAGAGACGGGGGAGGGAUGCUGCUGCCGUCAGUGCGGUUACGUUUGGCUGAGCCGGGACGGGACGGUCUGUCGGGCGUGUGCAGCGGGCAGGAAGGACGCAGGUCAUCGCGGGAUGCUGACAGAGAUGCAUGAUGGGGCAGGAGGACGGUCGGACAGACUCGCCGGUGCCUGAGUCGGCUCGAUACGGAGGGAGAGAAACAUUCGUUUGCUCUGGGAAGAUAAGAAACCUCCACAGGCAUGCUGGGAAAAUUUCCUUUAAGGAGUUUAGAAAAGAUCGAUCGGACAGGAUGGAUCAGGGCGAGGCCUCCUAACUUCCUGUAAACGGUGCGUUACGUCAUGUUCGUGUUAUUUCUGUGUGAUUAUUAUGAUGAUUUAUUCAACAAAAAAAAAGAGUUUUAAAGCUUCUGUGGGGAGUUUUCGAACCUCGAUAAAACAGACUGAAGUUCACAUUGAUGCUUUUUUAUGAAAUCCAGAAACAAAACAGAUUAUCGCUGACAUAACGUCUGAAGUUUUAACGCCUGAGACCGAUACAGGAGGUUAGAUACCACUGAGGAGCUGAAAAAAACCCACAAAAAUGAUUCACACUUGAUGUCAGAGUCAGCAGGAUGAGUUUAUUUUGGCAGGAGAAUGUCGAGGACAUGAGGAGCAAUGACCGCUUUGUCCACAGGGGGCGUCAAAGUCGACACAAACUGAAAAAUCCUCACAGGAGCUUUAAAUUUAAGUUUUUCUAAGUACUUGAUUCUAGUUCAAAGUUUCAUCGCCACGUCUCCUUAAACAGAAGAAGAAUGUGCAGUGUGGACUUUAAGACAUAAACUGAAGUUUAUUUAUAAUACGGAUGAAACGUGUCGAAGGUCAAACAGAAGAUCAGCAGGAAACGAAGCGUUCAUUAAGACGUUUGCAGACGGUGAUUCACAGAAAUCGAGUCCAGAAAGUUUGACGACAUUAAAUCAGUAAAUCCUCUCAGCUCGGCGUGUGAAGAGUGAUUUUUAGAGGAUAUAAUGAAACUUCUGUCUCAGUGUAAUCAUCUAUUUUCCUCAUCUUGUGUGUCUCUUCUGUUUCAUCUUUCUGCAAAAACAGAAUUCCUAGUCCGUGUUUUUCUCUUAUUUGGAGUAAAAGUGUAAAUUCAGCAUAAUUUGAUACACGUUCGCCUGAAAAAAUGUCUUAUUUCAAGAUAUUAAACAACAUGAAUAAGACCUGAUUUGAUCUGCCAAAGGAAAUGAAGACAAAAAUCUCCAUCAUCAAAUUCUUGAAAUGAAACAUCUUCUUGUUUUCAAACAUCUUCAAGCUUGAACAGAUUUUUUUUUUACUUCAUUGACAGAUUUUUCUUUUACUCAUCUCAGGUAUCUCAGGUUUUUGUUCAGUACUACCUUGGAAUAGAUGUUUUUAAAGUCUUUUCAGGUGAAUUUAGCUGAAAUCAAAACUAACACGACACUUUUUACUCUGAGUAAGACAAAAAAAACAAGGAUUUCAGCUUUUACUUCUUUAUCUGUUUCCUGCGUCUUUUCAGUCUGACUGAUAAUUUGUUGAUGAAACUUUGGACGAAGUUUCUUAACCUCUCGAUCAGACGAACAUCUACGUCAUCUGACGCUCCGAUCUACGUCACUUUGGAGAGUUUGCUCAAUAAACCCUGAACAGUACAACAUUGUUUAAGUCUCCAUACUUUGUAGAAUAAGCAUAUGGAGAAACUCACAGUUUUCUCUCUUCCAUGAGCCGAGUAUCGACCGUCUAUUACACAACAAAGCUGUUCUCCAGAGAGGAGCAGUGAACUGGUGUCUCUAAUCUCUGCUGAGCUCAGAUUUAAAGGUUACGACAGACAAACAAAACAGAAACCACUCAUGAUUUAGAUGAUACAACUUUAGAUUUGACGGCUAAAACAAAAAGACAAAAAGACAACUCAGUUCUCCGGAGAGGAAUAAAAGUCAAAGUCUGGAGUGAGGACGCUGAAUCUCUUCCUCUCGAGUCCAGCAAAGGAAAUGAACCCACAUGGACUUUAACGGAUGAGUGAAUGUGUAAUUACUGAGAUUUGACGACGAUGAUUUCCAGCAUUUAUUUCUGUGUUUUUCAGCCCCGUUUCUUCUAAAUCCUAAGACAUGUUUCCUGAAGUUUUGAGCCCUCAAACCCCAGUUUUCAAACUCCAUUUACAAAACCUCUGAUUUGACUGAGGAAAUCAAACAAUCACAUCAAACCGAUUUUCUCAAGUGUUCAGAAUCAAACAGGAGCAGUCAGAAUAAAAAUAAAAAACACACUUCCCAGCGGGCUUUAGAGCACAAAACACAAAACAGAAAACACAGCAGACAGAGAGACGAUUUUCAGACAAAAACAAGCAAAAAACUGUGUUUUAUUUCCAUGACUGCCAAUGCCGUUCAAUUCUACUGAAUAAAUAUUUAAAAAGAGAAACUUUUGCACAGCUGGGCUAGAGCGAAAAAUCAAAACACACAGAACAAAGACGACUGUACGAUGUUGUCUGCUCUGCAACUCCAGGGUUUUCUGUGUGGACUCAAGACUCAGACAUUCAUCACAAUCAGCUGUUGAUUAUUGUGAUUAUGAUUAUUAUUAUUAUCAUCAUUGUAAUAUUGUAUUAUUUAUUAUUAUUAUUAUUAUUAUUAUUGUUAUUAUAAUUAUUAUCAUCAUUGUAAUUAUUAUUAUCUAUUAUUAUUAUCAUCAUUGUAAUAUUGUAUUAUUUAUUAUUUAUUAUUAUUAUUAUUAUUAUUAUUAUUAUUAUUAUUAUUAUUUAUUUUUUUAUCAUUAUAAUAAUAAUUAUUUUUGUUAUUAUUGUUAUUAUUAUUAUGAUUAUUAUUAUUCUCGUUUUUAUUUUAUUUUUAUUAUUAUUAUUAUUAUUAUUGUUGUUGUUAUUAUUAUUAUUAUCGUCAUUGUAAUUAUUAUUAUCUAUUAUUGUUAUUAUUAUUAUUAUUAUUGUUAUUAUUAUUAUUGUUAUUAUUAUUAUCAUUAUUAUUAUUCUCGUUUUUAUUUUUAUUAUUAUUAUUAUUAAUAUUAUUAUUUUAUUAUUGUAAUUAUUAUUAUGUUAUUAUUAUUAUCAUUAUUAUUUUCCUUAUUAUUAUUACUAUUAUUAUAAUCAGUAACAGAGCAGCAGACUCAGCAUCUGUCAUUGUCAGACUGUACUCCAGCUGCGUUUGCAAAGAUGGUAACUACAGAGACAGAGUUUCACAGUUUUUAGUUUUUAGUUUCUGCAGUCUAAACUUUAUUAUUCUGGUUUUAAAGACAGUUUCCUUUCUCGUCGUGAGUUAUUUCUGUUUGUGCACAAGUCACCACCCCCCCUUUGAUGAGGUAUUAAGUUGAAAACGAUCUCAAAAUCACUCAUAACUGACUUUUUAGAUGCAUAAUGUGCAUUUUUCCCCAACAUCCAUCAUUUCCUCAUUUUUUAAUGGUCUGAAAAUCUAUUCCCUAAAUGCUCAAGUCUGCUCGAAAAGUGCGAUCAAUCACAACAGACUGCAGCGGUGUUAUUUAUCAUUAUUGCUGUGUGAUUACUUUAAAGGGAGAUUAUGUGAGAAGAUGCGACACAUUAUGGUCAAAGUAUUGCUGACUUAUUGUUCAGAGAUGUUUAUUCAGCGAUAUUCAUGGAGUUCAGUUUAAAGAAGAAUCACUCAGACUCUCUCCUCUCUCUUCUCGCCCUCCAGUCCAGCUCCUGAAAUCCUCCGAUCUGGGCCGCCACAGCCUCCUCUACCUGAAAGAGAUCGGGAAUGGCUGGUUCGGGAAGGUAAGCUCACUUCUGACAUUUCAAUCUUCAUAACGUCCCGUCGGGGAUUCUGACAGUCGCUCCUGAUGUCCGUGCAGCUACCUGUCAGGUAGAUGAAUCGCAGCGUCAGUGACUGUUAGGUCUCGGCUGUGAUCCGGGUCGUGUUCAGGACUGAGUCGGUGGAGGAGAGCUCAGCUUUCCUCACACCUGUUAGCCUGUUCUUACAAACCAGAUAACGUGUUGUCGUCUCUUCCUCUCUCUCUCUUUGUCUGUUUCUCCUUCUUUUCAUAUCGUUCACUCAUGAAUUCACAUCCAUCCUCUUCAUCCUUGUGUACCUUGACUGGGUAUGUCCAUCUGUUUGUCUGUUUGUCCGUCUGUCUGUGUCUGUGUCUGUGUCUGCUUUUUCUCUUGGUUGACCUCCUGCAUGGCUGCCGCGUCUGCGUUUGUCUCGAUCAUCCCUCGUCUUUGCUUUCUUUUGUUUCUCUGUGCCUAAAUGUCUCUUUGUUCGUCUGUCCGUCCGUGCAUCUUCCUCUGUGUGUACAUGCGUCUGUCUGCACUGUUUCAGGUUCUGCUGGGGGAGGUGAACACAGGCCUAAAGACCACCCAGGUGGUGGUGAAGGAGCUCAAGGCCAGUGCCAGCGUUCAGGACCAGAUGCACUUCCUGGAGGAGGCACAGCCUUACCGGUACAAACUCACCUCCGUCUUUACCUUAAAGGGAAAAUUAAGUUAGGGUCAAACACACCCUAACACAGAGUUAUCGAGAGAUGAAUGUUGCCGACCGCUUGCUUGCAGGAUAUCAAUACACAGAGCCACGCCCUCAACCAAAACGCCACUCUAUAACCACAAAUAAUGCUCAGAACAGCACCUAACUUCAUCAACAGGACAUAAAGGGUCCCAGUCAUAGAACUAGACACCAAACAUCUUUUUAACUUUGACUCAUUUCUUUAGCAAAGAGAGUAAACACAACUCACCUACUCUCUUCCAGCAGCCGACCUCGGGCGAGUCCAUUACGGACUACAGUGGGGUGUCACAGCUCAAGGAAGAACAUUUAUGAUCAUUUCUUCAUGGAAAUACAAUCAGACCGAGACGCUAAGACAGAAGAAUCUUUUCUCUUAUUUCUGCUUUUCUGUCUUUUUAGCUUUUAGCAAAUCAACCCGCUGCUGCACCCGCAGUAGAGGCGGUUAUAAAAGUGAGACCGGGUCACUGUGGAGCAGCAGAGCAGACAGGGCGGAACAGAAAGUGUGUGUUUGUGCACGCCUGAGUGUGUUUGUGUGGAGCAUUUGUUGUGUUUAGUGCCUCUUGCGCUUCUGCAAAGCAACAACGCUAGGACACUGCUGCGCUGAGGAAUCAUGGCGGUAAAACGACACAACAACACGCCAUGACAUCACACUGAGGGGCGACAUUAUUGCACUUUUGCAUAAUCAUCAAAGGUUUAAUAGCAUACUGGGACACCGAUUGUGCACCUUUGCAAAUCAUAUCAAAAGUACAAAAGAACCAUGUGAUGGACUGGAAUGAGUGGCGUUUUGGUUGAGGUUUGUUUACGGCUCCUCAGACCUCUCUGUAUUGCUAUCCUGUGGUCGUUACUAAAGUUGGUAUAACUAGAGAAGCAAGCGGUCGGCGACAUUCAUCUCUUGAGGCGUGUCUAUGGCGUGUUUGACCCCUAUCUUAAUUUUACGCCGGAAUAUCCCUUUAAAAUUGUACAUAUUCAUGCACAGAAAUGUACAGGAUGUUCUCCGAAACUACUAACUGUGUGAAAAAAAAAUAACAUCAUAAAGUUGGAUCACAGUUGGAGGACUUUUUCUCUUGCAUCAUUCGAACCCUUUCAGCAGCAGCAGCAUGUUCAGAUUUACUCUCUGUCUAUGAUCUCAUGUCCCCUCCUCUCCUCUCCUCUCCUCUCCUCUCCUCUCCUCUCCUCUCCUCUCCUCUUCAGGACCCUGCAGCACCCGGCUCUGAUGCAGUGUUUGUCCCAGUGCACCGAGGUCACUCCCUACCUGCUGGUUAUGGAGUUUUGCCCGUUGGUGAGUAUCCAAACCCGCAGGUCAGGUGUGGUUAGAAGAGCUUUCAGCGUGUGUGAAAGAGAUUAAGUAACAUCUGAAGUUAAUACACACUCUGAGAGUCGACACAAACCCCGCUGUGUUCGCCUGCUGGAAAUCUGUCACUUCAUUUAAGGGCUUUAAUAAAAUCACUGUGGCAUGAGCGUGCCUCUGCCUCCAAGUGUUCUCGCUGAAGCCUGAACCACAACUGCUCUAUAGGGUUCCUUCAAUUAUUCAGUGUGACGUAGAGUUUAUGUGCUGGAGUUCGUCUUCUGACCUUUCCUUUCAAAGUCUGCAGGACAUCCUUAAACGAAUCCAGCGCUUUAAGUGGAUUGAAAACUUCCUGUAAUAUUUAGGCUAUGACUUUUUAUUGCUAAUAACUUUUGGCAAUGGGAACGAUCUUGGCAGCCGCUUUAAAUAUUUGGCAGACAGACUCAAAGUCACCGAUACAUCACCCGACACUUGUACCACUCAGGCUGCGGCAUUAAAUCCAGCAUCAACGACACAGGACGGAUCAGAGCUGCAGAUUUAUGACGUUUAUUUGUGGAGACGUGGAGGAGGUGAUCUGAGGACAGAGGGCUGGAGUCCCUCUAAUUUAGAUCGAUUGGUGUUUAAUCACCACAUGUACGAUGUUCAUCCAUUCAUACACUUCAAAAAAGGAAUUUCAAGAAAGAAAAACAGCCUCGUAAUGAGGAAAUAAGUUUAUUCUUUGUACAAAGAGAAUAUUAAUCUUGUCAAACAUGUUUGGCAUUAAGAAAAUUAUGUAAUUUGAAGAGAAAAUGUAGAAACUUUUUCUUGGUAAGAUAUUUCAGCUAAUUUUGAGACAGAAUGAACCAGAAAUCCAACGGAGCAACAAGAUCAUUCAUCUCAUUUUAAGAGUGAGACAAACGUACAACUUCUCAAUUUAAGAACGCCAUGAAACAAGAACAGCUGAUUUUUGUUUUUAUUAAGAUUUCCAUUGUACGCUUGCUCUCCACAUGUUUGUUUGUGGAAUAAAAAAUAUAUAUUUAAUGAGAAUGUUUUGGUAUCUUGAUUUAAGACAAUGUCACUUAUAUUUGCUGUUUUAAGAGAUGAUGUCUUCUCUGAUCUUCUGUCAUGUUCAUUAAGCCUUCACAGACAUUUGUAGACAUGCUUAUUUCUAGAUUUAACAAUCUUAAUUCUAGAAAUCUGGUCAAGUAAAAUGAUCUUGCUGCAUGGACAGAUAAUUUUACCUGUUUUUAGUCCUUUUCCCUCAGAUUUAGUGUUAUAUCUUGUUUUUAGACCCCUUUUUUGCAGUGUAACGAUUUGAAUCUCUCCGUUUGCUCUCAUUUAUCUGAUCAGACGUGUUUUUGUUGAAAACCUGAGGACAAUAUUGAACUUUCAUGAACUUCUGUGACUUCAGCAUCAAAUUCACAAGAUUGAAUAAGAAACAGUCGACUGCACAGACACAUGAUAAGGCUGCCCCCCAGUGGUCAGAGGCUGUAACAUACAGCUGUGUAUCUCUCCUCACUGUGUCCAGGGUGAUGUGAAAGGUUACCUCCGGAGCUGCAGGUCUGCAGAAACCAUGACCCCUGAGCCCCUGAUCCUUCAGCGCAUGGCCUGCGACAUCGCCUCAGGACUCCUGCACCUUCACAAACACAACUUCACUCACAGGUAUGAAGAUGUUUCAGUCAUCCAACAUUUACACAACCACGACUCUGGGAUACUGAGCUGGUAUCUGUUCGUGAUCUGCUAAAUCUCUCUUUUGCUUUGGUUACUUCCUGGAACAAUAUCCUGGUGCUGCCUGAGUGUUGUUUAUCGACUCCAGCAUCAGUGAUUUUGUUGCAGGCGGUGACCCGUCACCUCCAGAGCGAUUUAAAGCUCCAGUCAGCACAUUUUAGCCUGAUUUUCACGAGAUUACACUGAACCAGACCGGCUGUUUUAAACAUAAACACCGCUCUGUUUGUUUGAAGACGAUCUGUAACCUCUCCUUCUCUCUUUGUCACCAGCGAUCUGGCUUUGAGGAACUGCUUGUUGACGGCAAACGUCUCAGUGAAGAUCGGAGACUACGGUCUGUCCCACACCAAGUACAAGGUCUGUUCACCCAAACGCAGACAUAACUGAGUUUCUUUGCAGAACUAAUUUCUGCAGACAGUUAAAUCCUCUGUGAUUAAAAUCAGAGGUGAAAGUCAAGUGUGUGAGUGAAUACUGAGCUGAUUAUGUUAGUCCCUGAAGUGUUCACAUCUAAAAACAUAUUUAUGUUGACUUCAUCAAAAUAAGUUACAGCAGAUUUCACAGCUUUAAUUUCAGGCCAAUAUUUGCCACUAAUCCAGACCUGCCGACACCCCCGUUUUCCAGGACUCUCCCGUAUUUCAGACCUGUCUCCCGCCCACCUCCCGUAUUGUCAUUUCUCCUGGUACUCUCCUGUAGUUUGAUGAUCCAUGUUUAUUCAUGAAUCGGAUCACUAUAUCUGUCCAAAGAUUUUCCUGUGUUUCUGCUAAAACACACCUUUUAAAAUUGACUUUUAACCUGAACUGUUCUUUUAUUAUCUUCUCAUAUUGUGUCUUUUUUAACCUUUUUACAUCGUUGGUUUUAUUUCUCAAAAUUUUCUGUUUUUUAAAUUGUUUUUUAUUUUAUUUUCUUCUUUGUAAGGCGUCUUUGAGCACCUGUAAAAGCGCGUUAUAAUUAAAUUUAUUAUUAUUAUUAUUAUAAUUUGGGAUGAUUCAGGUUAAAGCUGUAAACUGUAUCUAAGCAGUGUUUGUUACAAAAACGAGAUAUAAUAUUUACGUUGACAGUCUUGCACCAUUGCGUUCAGGGCAGCCUCAGACAAAAGAGUGCUGUAUUUCACACACAGAUGUUCAGAGAGACUCAUACAGGAGAGCCUGUAAAAUAUAUAAGGACUUAAACACUUAUAUAUCGUAGCUUUUAUUUUUUAUAACCAUUUUUUAUUGUUAAAACUAAACAGAAAAGUGUUCAGCUUCACUUCUAAUCGGAUGAGCAAUUUAAUUACAAACAUUCUCUUAAUUAGCUCAUAUCCAUCAUACAAGGUAACCCCAAAACUACCUGGCGCGCAUCGCAAAAAUCCUUUCCAUAACCCCAAUGUUGGCAGGUACGCACUAAUAUGCUUGUGCAAAUACUGCCUGUUAUGUGUUCUCAUGAAAAGAGAGGGACAGGUAUUUUGAGUGUGACAUGAGCGCCCUCUGCUGGGUGCCCUCUGAAAAUAUGUCCAUGACAAUAACUCACACAGGAGAUCAUCAACUCUGUCACUGUUGAUAAUCUUCCUCUCUUUCUCUUUCUCUCUCUCGUUGUUCCCCGUCAGGAUGAUUACUACGUGACCUCAGAUCAGAUGUUCGUGCCGCUGCGCUGGAUCGCUCCAGAGCUGGUGGACGAGGUCCACGGAAACCUGCUGGUGGCUGAGCAGAGCCAACAGAGCAACAUGUGGUAGGAGAAGAAAUCUGUUAUUCAACUGAGCUGAACUCUAAUAUGCAGCAAAGUUGAACAUUUUGCAUUAAAAGUUUCUGCUGUGUUGUGUUUUGUUUUCUAAAAUCUUGAUUCCGUGCUGUCCUGUGGCGUUCUCAGGUCUCUGGGCGUGACGAUCUGGGAGCUGUUUGAACUCGGUAAUCAGCCCUACAGACACUACUCUGACAGGCAGGUCCUGACCUACGCUGUGAGGGAGCAGCAGCUCAGACUGCCCAAACCGCUGCUCAAAGUUCCCCUGGCUGAGCGCUGGUGAGAUGAAACACCUUCAGAGGAAAGAAACUGAUCUCAGGACUAUAUAAAGAAGUCAACAAAUUAAAGGGCAACAAAACAACAAAUAUAUAAAAGAAAAAUGUUAUCAGAGGAGGAAUGGGAGAAUGUGAAUGAAGGACAGUGGAAAACAACAUGAAAAUAUAGUUGGAAGAAUAUUUUGAGAUGACACGAUGUUGGAGACGAUGUGGGGAGAAUAAGGUCGAUCAUUUUCAUAUAUUUUUGGGGAUCCUCUGGUUUUAUACCUUAUUGGCAGGAGAUGAAGAAGAGUAUGGACAAAAAAUUUGAAAGUGCAACCUCCACUUAGAUUUGAAGUUUUAUAUUUGGGAAAAGAGAACCAGGAGAUAACAAGGUCAGGAGAAAAAUACAGAUUUCCAAUAAUGUUGUUGGCGGCUAAAAAGGCCAUCAGAAGAAAUUGGCUAAAAACAGAUGCACCAAAAAUCGAGGACUGGGUCGAGAUAAUGAUCGAUAUAUAUAGAAUGGAGAAGCUGGCUUUCUCAUCGUGACUUAAAACAGAUACUUUUAAAAACUACUGGAAAAACUGGGUUGAUUUUGUGUCUCAUUAGGGAGCAGACUUUGUGCAGUAAAGACAUUAAGUAUUGUAGACUAUUGAUCCCUAAUAUGUUUAUUAUGUUUAACCUCCAACAAGAGAAAAUGUAAGAGAAGAGUGAAAAUAAGGACGAGUGAAAAGGGUUUCAUUUUACUCCACAGUUAUUCUACUGUAACUUUGCUUGAGAAGUUUAUGUCUAACUAUAUCUCUGGGGGAAGUACGCAAAUAUUCUAUACAGUUGGAAAUUUGGAAUAUUGAUAUAUGAAAUCAAUAAAAAAGAAACACCUUCAGAGACACCUUAAAAAAUACUGAACAGUCCUUUAGUGGAAAAGCAAACAGGGUAGAAGGAAACAUUCAGAGCGACACGAUUGAAUUCCCUCCAGAACGAGUAGAUUCUGUUUUUUUUCUGUCUAAUUACUGAUCAUCCCUCUGGAUUUGCUGUGUUGUAAUGAGGACAGUUAUCCAGUCCUCCUGUUGUUCUACUCUGUUAUUACAACUUAGCUAAAUAUCUUUAAUUAUCCAAACUGAUUUGGACGCACAGAAAGCAGAUCACAAAAAACAAAAUUAGUUUUGAGGAGUUUUUCAUGUUUUCCGUCUGUUUGCGCUCUCAGGUACGAGGUGAUGCAGUUCUGUUGGCUCCAGCCCGAUCAGAGACCCACUGCAGAGGAAGUCCACCUGCUGCUCAGCUACCUGUGUGCCAAGGGGGCCAGUGAGGCCGAAGAGGACUUUGAAAGGCGAUGGAACUCAAUGUGUCCCAAUACUGGAUUCAACAGUCACCACGGUGCCUCGGCAAUGUCACGAGACCACCCCUCGUCCACCAACUCCUCUUUCCCUCUGCUGGAGCAGAUUACAUCUGGUGAUGGAUACCAGUCGGAGUCAGGGGAUGAUAUCCUCACAGUCACUGAGACCAGCCAUGGCCUAAACUUUGAGUACAAGUGGGAACAAGCCAGAGCAGACCAGUCCUACAGAACCCCAGACUCCUCUAAUACCAUAGGCCAGGUCAACCACCACUGUCAGGAAGCAUUUUACCCACCAGGGGGCAUCGUAGGUGGCUGUCCCAUGGAGAACCACAGCCAUGGAGUCUCUCCAUCUUACUACCAAUCAAAGCACCUCCACGCUCCAGGUGUGCUCCCUGUCCUCAGCGCUCACAGCCCAUCAGUGGGCAGUGAAUACUACAUCCGGAUUGAAGAGCCAGUGGACUGCAACAUUGAUCUGGACUACACCAUGUGCUCAUACAGCCCAGACUACCAGGGCAGCAAUGGAAGCUUCCUGACUGGGAGUGCAGACUCAGGUGAAUGCAUGGCGUGCCCGUCACAAGCCAAGACCAUAGGUCCCUAUUGGUCAGCUGACUUGCAUAAAACAGAUGUGUACGACUCAAAUGACUCUAGUCCUGCGAUCUCCCUGACCAUGGAGCCUCUUUUGGGGCAGGUGACUGAAAGCAGCCCAUUACGACCCUGGGAGUCAAGUCACUAUGUGUCCUACAAAGACAGAGAUGGGGGUUACUACUACGAGCACUCGCCCUCUUUGGGAAUAGAUAAUUUUAUGAUUGGUAGUGCGCUCUCCAGAGAUCACCAUCGGGAAAGCUGGGGGUCAAGGAGUCUGCGCCAGGCCUUGGGUGAACUGGAAAACCCCCUCGGUAUAUCUCCCUCUGUGAACAGUCCGCCCCAACAGGCCUUCAGAGACACUUACCUGGAAACAAGUCAGAGCUCAAUCAUCGGGAAGAACGUGACCGGAGGUUACUACGACAUGAUGGGCUCGCUGAGGAAGACCAUGCCCAGUCACACCAGGCACACCAGCCACUCAGUCAGUAUUAACAUGGAGACAGAGGGGGCGCUCUUCAUCGGACACAGAGACAGUGACUCAGAGGAGGAAGAGGAGGACAUAUUUGUGGAAAGACACACCUGCAACACUUGGCCUUCGAAACACCGCCACAACAGCGGGGGUCACCACAGACGAGCGAGCCACAGCUGCAGGCAGGAUGCCUACGUGGAUUUCCACUACACAAUGCCGAGUACGGACAUCGAGGACUCCUGGCCGGAGCAGCACAGCCUGGCCUUCCACUCUCUACCCAAACCCAUUGACUAUCUCGAGCCCCACCAGGUGAAAGAUAACAGUGCCUGUCUUAGUCUGAGCAAACACCAUGCCAUGGUGCCCUCAGACAACUGCAAUGCCUACAUCUACCUGUGCCAUGAGGCUGAGACUCAAGUCCCGGCACCUGCAGAGUGCUGCCACUCGCACUUUGUAGACCCGCUUACAGGCCUGCUGGUCAGAAACAACAGUUACAGCCACAGUUACAGUCCCGGCAACUACAUCAGUGAUAAGGUCAUCGACAUCCAAAGCAGUGAGGAAAUGAUCAAUCUGUCCCCAGCUCCGGGGGGACCCAUUGUGCCCAAACCUGCCUUGAUGAAGACUGAGGAGAGAAGAGAGCAGUACGUUGACCUCAUCGUCGGUGACACAUCACUCAAGGAGAAGAGGGAGGAUGUAAUCAAAGAAAAUCCAAUCAUGCAAAAACCCACAGAGCCCAGGACAGAAGAGGUGACCCUGACGACGACUAAAGCCGCCCCACCUCCAUCUGACAACAUGCAUGUGAUGGUGGCGCUCACAGAUUCACAGUCUGAGCUGAGCCACACUGCAGAUAGCGGUGUCGACCGAGGAGGCUCCACUGUGAGCCUCGCCGACAUCCUGGACUGCAGCGAUGAUGACGAGGAGGAUGACAUGACAGACGAUAUCACAGACGUCACUUCGGGCAUCUUUGCAGACGAGUCCAGCGAGCUGAACGCUUCGCCUGCCUUCAAGUCUCUCCAGAAGCAGGUAGGAACUCCAGACUCCAUGGAUUCAAUGGAUCUCCCGUCUGCUACAGGAUCUUGUGAAGGUCUGAGUCCUGCAUCCUCCCACCCUUCCAGCUCUCCAAAAGCUAUGGACAGUGGCUAUGACACAGAAAACAACGAGAGCCCGGAGUUUGUGCCCAAAGAGCCUCAUGAUCCCCGUGAUCAAAGUCUCGGGAAGCCAGCCCUCGAUAAGAGUCUGGAGGGAGAAAAUCUGCUGAAAGAGCAAGACGAGGAGGCUGAUUUAGAGCGGACAGAAGAGAAACCAUUACUGGGUGAAGAUUUGGCCUUAGACCCCCCACAAACAGGUGACCACAUCCUCCUACCACUGAGCGACAAGACUCCCUACAGAGACUCUGCCUAUUUCUCAGACUAUGAGAAUGAGAGGCAGUCCAGAGAUGAAGGGGAUGAACUUUUAGAGAGGGUUAGUGAUGGACAAAGUAUUCAAAAUGAGCUCCACGUCGAAGAAAAGAAGGGAGAGAAAAGGAAGAACGAAGAGGAGGAGGAGGAGGAGCCAACGGAGAGUGAAGCAAAUAAAGACAUAAAACUUGAACUGGAGGAGAUGAUAACUGAUGGAGCAGACUUGUCCUCUUCAGCGGAGGUGGAGGCAUACCUAACCGAGGAUUGUGAUGAAGAUGAGGUGCUGGGUUUGGCUCUGGAGCCCUCUGACAGUGCUUCAAUAUCUGGGCUGGAUGAAUGGCCAUCUCAAGAGGAGAGCUCCUCCCUGGGGGACUGGGCGGCAGAGGUGGUAGGGGCCAUGGAGGAGGCUCUUGGUGCCUUGAACGGAGAUCUUCGAUCAAGUGUCAUUGUUGGAGAGGAGGAGGAGGAGGAAGAGGAGGAGAAAGAGGAAGAGGAGGUCACAAAAAACUCUUUAGAGGAAUUAGGAACAACUGAAGAGUUAGCAGAUAAGAGCACUCCAAACAGGCCCUCAGGAACAUCCCCUUUACCCAAAGACGAGGUGGCCCUGCAGCACUCUGCAAACACCAGGCGCUUCUCCUCUUCAUCCCCUCCACCUCCAUCAACUCCCCCUCCUCCCCUUCCAACGGCAGACGGCCGGGCAUCGCCAGCCGACGGAGAAGAGGCAGACGAGGAGGAUGGCGACACCGAUGACAGCGAUGAAUCCGACGAGGAGCUGAGGACCUACAGCGUGCAGGAGCAGAGCGCGGGGGAGGAGAGCGAGGAUGAGUGCCACCCGGUGCCCAUCGUGGUGAGCGACAACAGCGACGCUCACAAACUGCGCAGCCUCCUCAAGAUGCCGAUCCUUCUCACGGCGGAGAACAUCGAAGAGGAGCUGGACCGCAAGAAGAAGACGGUGUCCUUUUUCGACGAUGUCACCGUCUAUCUGUUUGACCAGGUGAGAGGUGCUCAGAGUGUUUUCAUCGUCUAAUCUGAAGGUUUGGGUACGAGCUUCUGUUCCUCAUACUCGGCUUGUUUUGACUUCUGUGCCUCUUAACUUUCUUUUUUGAUGUUCUGCUGCCCCCUGCUGGAAGCUUGUUUGAAGUGACUCAAGCUGUGUUAAAUGAACUUCCUCUUGUAUUCUGUUCCACCAGGAGAGUCCUACUAAGGAGCUGACUGAACAUGGCUUCCCAUCAGGAACAGAAAGUCAGAGCUCCAGGAGCAAAUCCCAGGACAGGGUCAACGCUUCAGACGACUCUUCAGAUGGGAACGUCUCAGAGGAGAGUACGUACAAGGAUGAAUUUUUGGUUGAUGUAAUAACAAUGAAGUGAUCAGACUUCAAGUUUCCUCAUUGAGAAAUUAUCACUUAUUAAAAACUGUUUGUCUCGUCUUUCUCAGGUGCAGGGUAUGAGUGGGAGGAUGACUUCCCUCUGCUGCCUCUACCAACUUCUUCAGCGACGUCUGACUCCCCUCCACCUCGCACUGUCCCCAAACCUCCGAACCCUAAACCAGCUGUACAGUUCUCCCGCUUCACCGUCUCCCCCUCCAGUGUUUCCCGUUUCUCCAUCACUCACAUCUCUGACUCUGAUAUGGACUCUAUGGGAGGUGAGGAACCUAAAAAAACAACCUGUCUUCAGUUUUAGUGAAUAGGGAUGAGACUUUAGAGACAUAAUUCAUGCAGAAAUGUCCUGUAACCUGUGGUAGAGAAGGUGAGCUGAGAGUUAGGUCAGGCAGGGCACCAAGUUAUGCUCCGCCCAUCAGCUAAUCUGAAUGCAAAAUGUGAAAAUGGGAAUUUUAAUUAAUCAGCUUUAACGUGCCUGCUCUUCCUGCUUUCUUUGCAAACUACUUUGCAACCUUCCACCACCUCAGUUCUUCCUUUUUAUGUUUCUGUCUGAUUGUACCAGGGUCACAUGUAUUCUCACUGGUGCAUGCUCUGUUCUAUCGUCUUGGGUCUUUGCUGCUGCUCUCCCUGCCUUGACUUUUCAUGUAUGGAUAUGAAAGACAGUAGAGAUGUGCUCUCUCUAUGCUUAAGUUGUCUAAUUUGACCAGUGCUAUAUGUAAGGUCUCUGAUGCCGUCCCUGCAUCUUUGCUGAUGUUCUCCCCGCAUUGGCUCUUCGUGUUUGUACUAGUGCUGCAACUAACGACUAUUUUUUUGUCGACUAGUCGUCCGACUAGUCGUCUGAUUAAUCACGAUUAAUCACUCUCUUCUUUGUUUAUAAACACCUAUUUCCGGGGUGUCAGCGUUUCAGGUGCUCAUGCAUCGCCGUGGUGCUGCCAUUGUAGGAAAGCUGAGCUUUGAUCAACGUGUUUUUUUGGUUUGUUCUCCGUAAAAUGUUUCCAAACUUUGGAAGUUUUGGGUCGGCGUUUUGGAGCGUCUUUUUCGGUUUGUCCUGCCAUAAUGUGUGCACUCUUCUUCUGUGUUUACUCGCGAGAUGUAAACAGCGAGCGCUACUGCCCCCAGCACAUCCUGUAGUGCACUGCAGUUAUAGAUAAGCAUGAGGCGCCGGCAUGUGAUUCUUAACAACAAUAACACGACGCGUCGACGCGUCGUUUUAUUGUCGAUUAAUUUGUCGUGUCGACGUAAUCGAUUACGUCGACUAAUCGUUGCAGCCCUAGUUUGUACAAAGAUGUUCUCCCUUUACUUCAAGUGUCUAACUUUUCUUGGAUCAUAUGUAUUGGGUCUAUUGUCCACCCCUGUUUCCACCCCUGGGAUCUUUGCUGAUGGUCUCCCUGCCUUGAAUUUAGUUCAUACACAUGAAACAGAGGAGAUAAGUUCUCUUCCUGUCUCACGUAUCUAAUUUUAUCAGUAUUUUAUGUAAAGUCACUGAUUCUCUCUCUGCUCUGUACCUUCGGGGUCUUUGCUGCUGAUCUCCCUGCACAUGAACAGAGGGGGAGGUGUGCUCUCAAUCUUUAACAUUCCCUGUUUGCAGGUGGAAGGGCAGGUAGCUCUCAGAAUAGACUCACAAGACCAAAAGAAACUGAAUAUUUACAAAUAUUAGGAAUCUCUUUUUAGUCAAACUCUUUCUCCUCUCUGAUGCAUGAAUUUGUAUUCACUGACUCUCUUUGUCUUGCUCUGUAUUUGCAGGAAGCAGUGAGGACGGGGACAAAGAGUAGAGGGCUGUGGAGACUCACAACUUGGCCUGCUCGCAUGAAUUCUGAUUUAUUUUGAACAUCAGGUUUUAGAAACCCAAGACAGUGCCUCUUAUCGCCCGUGGACACUUUCAGAGGUUCUUCUUGCCACAAAGUUGGACCUCAGCUGUUUAGAAUAUCAAAAAGAGUAUGGUUAAUAUAUGAAAUUUACAGAAUAUUAAUAUAUACUGUGUGUAUGAUAUAAAGAAAGCAGGGGAAACUUGUUGAAAUCUGCAUAUUUUUGGGAUCAAAGAGAUACAAAGAAAGGACAAAUGUUUGGAGAGCAUCACAUUUUUCACCUCUUUCACUUCUUUAUUCAUGAUGGAGAACAUCUGUUGGAGUUUGGAGCCACCUGAACAUCAUGGACAGUAAAGACACAAAGUCAGCUUUUCAACACUUUGAAGACUGUACAGCUCCACAAGCAUACUUUUUAGGAAACUGCUUUACUUGUCUUAAAGAAUAUCAACCAGAACUUUGAGGUAUCACAAGUAAUACGAUGUUUAUAUUUGGAUUCAUUCAGAGACCGGAGGAGACACGAGCGAAGGGAGUUGGUGGGUCAUGUUUGGUUACAGGAUUUGCUGAUCGAACCGGAACAACCCAAUCUUUUAGGACUUUUUCCUUCUUGUUUUCUAUCAGGAUCACUUCUGUGCUGUUUGACAUACAUACUCAUUCUUUUAGAUUAACGGAAUACUACCACUACGUUACAAAUGUCCUCCAUCUGCUGUUAACAUCCAGCACAUUCUCACUGCAGUGACGUUUCAGAUUUCACUUUUAAUGAUAGUUUGACUGUUUUUCAUACAGUAAGGUAUGGGUUCAAGUUCCUACAGGACAUUAUUUCAAGAACUGAUCACUUUGACAGAAAAAGGACUGUGUUUAGUUUUCUGUUUCAGCGCACAGGUGGUCAUGGAAAUCAAGUUCAAUAUCUGAGAGUUUUGUUACACUGAUGCAACUACCUAGUAAACAAAAGAAAGCAAGACAGCUGUUAUGCUAACGUGCAAAAAUCAUAGACUGUAUAUACUCUGGACAACUUGGUUCCGCCUUCUGCCAGUAUACGGAUUUGAAGACGAAAAGCUUCCUGGAACCACCUUUUGCGCAGUAGCAUCGUACGCAUUCGGCGGGAGAGUCACUGUGAUGACGCUCGGCUCUAACAGCGUAUCCCCCAGGUGAGACACACAAUCUUUGUACGCCAAUCAUAGAAAUCAUGAACCCCCUGAUAACUUUUAAAAAUGGAGCAGAAAAAAAGAGGACUUGAGCACAAACCAGUCUGACAGUAACUACAUGUCAACAUCACAAUCAUUCAUUUCUAGUUUGUCCACAGCUCCAUAAGGAGGCGGGAUUUAUGACCUAUACUGCAGCCUGUCACCAGAGGGUGCUGUUCUCCAUUCUAUAUACAGUCUAUGGCAACAAUAUUUUAACCAAGUAAGUCCAGUUGUCCUUUUAACAAAGAACUAGGAAUCAUAGAUGCUACAUCCUUACUUUUAAGCAAUAUCUCCAGGUUUAGGAGCAACAUCUGCUGCCAUCCAGACACUGACUUUUUCAGGGAAGACCUUCAUAUGAUCCAAAACCACAUUCUGACAACAGCAUGGUUCUGAUAUGUCCCCUAUUGAAUAAAUCUGGAGACCCUGAACGGUUGAGCAGCUGAAAUCCUCUACCAGGCCAGAGUUGAAUCUCCAGAACCUGGUCUACCAGGUUCACUAAGGUUUACAGAGGACACACAGUUGGAAACAUGUCUCAACAGUUGUUCCGAUUUUGUGUUUAUCACCGUUUAACUCAGCGUCCUGACUUCUUUUGGACUAGGGUUGUAAGAGGCCAAGUACAAUCACAGACAAUGCAGGGACAGAAAUAAGUAAGUUAGGGACUUUCUAUGUUCAGAGUAUUGAUCGUUGUAUUGCCAAACUCUACAGGCCAAUAUUUACUCUCUGAAAAACCUGCACAACAGACAGAAACAGCUGACGUCACUGUUACCGUCACCUGCUGUAUAUUAGCUUCACUGUGCUUCUCCGGAGCUGUUUUGUACCGUCAUUCUGGCACUUUGAGCCGAAUCUUUUACUCUUUUUGUUUUUGCUUCACUCAUUAUUCAUUGGGUUUUCUCUCUAUCAAAGUAAUUUGGAUGAAAUGUUGCUUAGUGGUGGGACAUAUCAUAUUCCUGUUAUUCGUUUGAUCAGCUGGUUGAAUGCUGAUAGAGGGCUGCUGUCAUGAUCAUGAAAUGUUCAAGAUUUGCUUUCUGUGUGUGGAAACUGAAGGUACGUGUUGAUAAGUUGUUGGUUUUAAAGCUGACGGCCUCAAAGAUGAGGAUCACACCUUUCUGAACACCCGAUGACCGACAUGUAGUGUCUUUAAGUGUUUGUUUGCCGUCUACGGCUUUAAUAUUCUGUAACAGUUUAGCAUAGACGCAUCUGAACAACUGUCCGUAAUAUUUUUGUAUCUAGACAAAAAUAAUUUCAAGAGUAUUGAUGUACUGUUCCUGUGAAGAAGGGAAGGCUUAGAUAUGUCUCUGAUGUUUAUUGUUGCCAAAGAGAUGUUGUGUUGUGGUCCAGCAGGGGCAACGGGUGGUUGUAUUUACCCUGAGACGAAGAAACAGAGCAGAUUUGACCUGCUGCAGAGGUGACAGUCUGGGAUACUGACAGUAACAUGUGCCCCUACACUGACCUGGUCACAUCAUUACUUUCUGUAUCUUCUAUCAAAUAUAAAUAAAGUUGGUUUUACACAUCUUAUCAAACGUGUCUUAUUGACUGAUAAUCCUGUGUAAUCAGAAAAUUAUUUGUUGACAGGAAACUUUACUGCGCUUAGAUUUCCAGAUGAACAAUUCAACUUGUAAAAGUAAUGUUGUUUUGCUGCAGGUUGCAUGACUAAUAAACUGUGUGCCUUUCUGUAGCUACAGUGGCCCCGAUGGUCAAUAUCACAUGAUCACAAAACGGUUUCACUGAUUGUUAAAAAUGCAGGAACACUUAAUGACAAGAAAAAAAUUACAACAUCCAAAAAAUAUUAAAUGAAAAGCAAAAACUUCAAGAAAUAAAGAAAAUGUG
Xyrichtys novacula (pearly razorfish) is the source of this 73236-nucleotide messenger RNA. Lineage: Eukaryota; Metazoa; Chordata; Actinopteri; Labriformes; Labridae. The record is from the annotation of a GenBank genome assembly.